GGAGGGAAAGAGGUGGCUGGUAGGUCAUAAUGAGUUAGUAAUAAUGUAAUAUGGGAAGUUUGACCCAGUAAUAUGCGUCUGAAAGAAAAAUAAAAUGAUUGAAUUUGUGAUGGAACACUUGUAGUAACAUGAACAUUGAUGUUUGGCCGAAGUGGAUGUGUAUACCAAAGUAAGUUGUGCUGAUGUUUGUCGUAAGGAACACAAUCCAUGAUAAGGAUAUGAAUCGCAGUGUUUUGUGUUUCAGUGAUCUAAUGAGAAUUAGGGAGAAAGUAGUUGAGAUGGGUAAAGGUGUGGGAGUAAAUAAGGAAUUCAAGUUUCAGUAAUUUAAAAUGUUUUGUGUGUGUAUGUAUGUAUGUGUGUGUGUGUAUAUAUAUAUAUAUAUAUAUAUUUAUUACCAAAAAUAAUGUAUAAGGUGCACUCACAGGUCUUUAACAAGUGAUUAAUUUAUUCCAACGUGCAAGUUACAUAUGCCAAAAAUAUAGUGAUCGACGUUUCGACCCACAAAGGGCCUUUUUCAAGAUCAAUAAUGUUAUAUAUAUAUAUAUAUAUAUAUAACAUUGUGAUGUGAAAAGACUUUCCCUUUGUCUUCAUCCAACAUCUGCACCGCAUUAAAUAAGUAUCACUGUUAGAUACUAUUGAAUGCACAUUAUUGCAACAAAUAUAUAUAUAUAUAACUAUAUAUAUAUACACACACGCUUCUUCCUUUACAUAUAUAUAUAUAUAUAUAUAUAUAUAUAUAUAUAUAUAUAUAUAUAUAUAUAUAUAUAUACACAUACAUACAUACACACACAAAACAUUUUAAAUUACUGAAACUUGAAUUCCUUAUUUACUCCCACACCUUUACCCAUCUCAACUACUUUCUCCCUAAUUCUCAUUAGAUCACUGAAACACAAAACACUGCGAUUCAUAUCCUUAUCAUGGAUUGUGUUCCUUACGACAAACAUCAGCACAACUUACUUUGGUAUACACAUCCACUUCGGCCAAACAUCAAUGUUCAUGUUACUACAAGUGUUCCAUCACAAAUUCAAUCAUUUUAUUUUUCUUUCAGACGCAUAUUACUGGGUCAAACUUCCCAUAUAUAUAACAUUAUUGAUCUUGAAAAAGGCCCUUUGUGGGUCGAAACGUCGAUCACUAUAUUUUUGGCAUAUGUAACUUGCACGUUGGAAUAAAUUAAUCACUUGUUAAAGACCUGUGAGUGCACCUUAUACAUUAUUUUUGGUAAUAAAUAUAUAUAUAUAUAUAUAUAUACACACACAUAUAUACAUACAUAUAUAUAUAUAUAUAUAUAUAUAUUUUUUUUAUAUAUAUAAAGAAAUGACAGCAAUGGAGGUUAUGUGUUUGUCCAUAGUGGAGGAACAAUCUGUUUUGUGAGCGCCUUUGCAUCAAUUUACAUGCACAAGCUUGUUUUAGAAUUUACGCCACUAAACUCUGGUUUAACAGUUCAAUAGAUCCUGUGAAAUAUCCAGGAUCUGUUUCAUUCCUUUUUCUUAAACAGCAAAAUACAAUACAAAUAUUAUUAUUAUUAUUGCCAUUUAUAUAGCGCCUACAGAUUCCGUAGCGCUUUACAAUAUUAUUUGAGGGGGAUUUAACUAUAAAUAGGACAAUUACAAGAAAACUUACAGGAGCGAUAGGUUGAAGAGGGCCCUGCUCAAACGAGCUUACAGUCUCUCACUAACACAGCAUUCUCAAUUAAGCAGAAGGGCCAGGAUUGGCAGCACUCUGCCAUCCAUUGGUCUCAUAACCUGGGGGCCAGUUGAGCACACAAAGGACAUUCAGAUAUAAAAAUCUUCUGUCUGGUCUUUGUUCUGUGUAUUAAAGGGGCUCUUAUCCACCUUUGAACAUCACUUUUAUCUGCUGAAAUCAUAAGUUGUGCAACAAUCGCAUUUACAUAUUUGCAGUCAUAAAAGAUUGGUUCUCAGUAAAGUUUUGAUAAAUUGUAUCCCAAGGCAAUUUACUGCACAAUGGUUUAAUGAUAGGACCACAGCAUUCUGGUUGGGUCACAUGGAUUACAUGAUUUCUGACUGUGAGAAUCUUUGACUCUGAAUCGGCUCAUGUGUGUUUAAUGACUACUGUUUAAUUUGUCUUUUGCAAUUUCUCAUGGAAAUUGUCAAAUUGGUGGUUACAGUUUUGUCUGAAAUAAUCUUUUGUCAUGUGACUGAAAAAUAGGUAACAGUCCUAUCUGUGAUUUUACAGAGCCAAGUACAGAGAAUACCCCUUUAAUUUACUUGACACUUUACAUAUAAAGUAACCACUGUACAAUUGUUAACUCCUUUUCUGGCAACUAGCGCGGAUAAUGACAUUGUUCGGGCAAGUUUUUAUCCCACUUUAUUCUUCUCCUGGACUAAACUUUGUACCAAACACAUCACCACUUAAGUGUGUUUAGCAAAUGGUGAUGGCUGGGAUCAAAUCCGUAUAAUUACCAGGAAGGAGAUAAUUUAGGUUUCUGUAGUUUUGAACCAUGUUUAGGACAUUGUAUUGUUAACUGGCUCACAGGACCAGAAAGGGAAUAUUAUGACUUGACUUGAACUGACAUUAAAGGUACUGCAGCUAGUGCACUAACCAGCUGAGCUAUCUUACUGGAUGCCUGGAGCCCUUUCUGUCUUCCUGGAGGAGUGCUGAAGGCAUGGGGACGAGGCGCACAGGAUGUAUGAGUUAAUCGGUUAACCAGCCGCCUGCUUUCUGCACAUGGUUCCAGCAUAACAAGUGCUUAUUUCAGGGUUUUGUGGUCUAAAAUAAGAAGCACAUUUUGAUCUCUGGUUUCCAUAUAUUUGGAGACUGGAAUCAAAGUGUAAUGGUUUACGUGUGAGCCAGCUUCUGCCUUCAGUGACAUUUCCCCAUGAGAAGCUGUUUUGUCCUUAUGUGUCCAUAUUUAGACACAGGUCAGUCAGGACAAGGCAAGCCCCGGGGAAAAGAAAACGCAAUGUGUAUAGCAAUACAAUUCUGCAUGUUUGCUAACAGUUAAAUAUGUUUUACAGUUCUUUGUCCAAAUUUGAGGAAAUGUGAUCCAAGGCUACCGGAUUGCUCUGUAUGGGUGCAGUAUUGUUGGGCUGCUAUUCCAGGUUUAUGCUUCAGUGGUUUAACUGGCAUUCCUCAAGAGAUAUCUACCAAGAAAAAGCAGCCUUUUUGACUGACAUCAAUUUACUGAUGGAUCAGGAGUUGGAAAAUGCCUCUUAGUUUUGAGGAGUUCAAAACCUCCUGCCCUUCCCCCCAUGCUGUUGGUGCUAUUAUUCCCAUAGUGCUUUGCCAGUCUGGCUGUCCAGGAGUUUUGGGAGCGGUGGUUGAGCUGUAGCGGAGGAGGCUUAGUUGGACAUUCCUACUUUUUUAUACUGAGCAUUCUGUGUGGCCCAAUAUUUGUGUCAAUUCUCUUUGCUAGAUACUUGCUUUAAGACAUUUCUUUGUCAUCUGCUGUCACAUGGUGUCAUCUUUUUGUGGAGUUGUGUGUCUUUGUUUUUAUUUCGAUUUUGUUUUCCAAAUCUUUAGUUAAGAGUAAUAAUGGUUUGCCUUUUGCACAGAAGCCAUACUUAGCGACUAGAUUAGCAAAUCUUGAUUUCCAUGAUUCAUUUCUGUAGUACAUUUGGCCCUCUUUUGAUGGAUCAUGUGCAGACUGUGUGUGCGCCUCUGGACUGUUUGUAAAUAUGCAACUAGUUCACUCUAAUGCCAUGCGGAUUCAUGCAAAGCGAACAAGCCCUUGCAUAUGGAGUGUUUCUCUCAGAAACUGAAGUACUCUGGGAAUUAAAAUAGUUAUCUGGUAAAAAACUUUUGUUUAGUCCUUUGUUUCCUGCGUUGUUCUUUUCGUCUUUGACUCCUAUGGUUUUAUUGCUAUACAGGAUCCAAUUUGUGCUUGAUUUAUAUACAUUUUUGUUGUAUCCUUUUCUGUAUGUGCUGAUGUCUGUGGAUGCAAAAGGUCAUGACAUAGUGGUAAAGACCCCUAAGAUAAAGAUUGAAUGCAGUAAUCUGUGUUUUUGGGUAGCACAAUGCAUAUUUUAGAUUUCAAUCCUUUUAAAGUGACACCACCUUAUUUUUACAAAAUGGAUACUCUUUCAAUCUUCCCUGCUGGAUACCUCUUUAAUAAGCAUCCAUUUUAAAGAUCUUGUCAGAUAGUAGUACCUCUACUUCCCCUAAUGUUUUUGGCAUACAUGGAUUUCUGAGAAAGCUUUUAGCCGUGCACCAUUGGUUGCAUUCUGGCUAUGAAUGGGUAAACCCGAUCACAGCAAAGGCUUUUAUAUUGAAUGUAAAGAAUAAUUUGUGAUUGACCUUAUCUGAAAUAGAUGGAUUACCAGAGUUUGGGGAUUGUGCUCUUGGGAAUGUUAGGGAGAAAAUGUUAUGCGGAGUUUAAUUAAAUACCCACAGGUUAUGAAUAUGUAUGAUCUUGGGGGGGUACAGAAUCCUCAAACGGAUCGGAAAUCAAGUGAGUAGGGACAGUGCUUUAAUCAAACACAUUAACGUCUGUUACUGGUAUAAGUGCUGUCUGGUGACAGGCCUGGCCCUUUCUAUGAUGCCAAUGUAGUCCCUUUCUGCUUUGCUAUUCAGAAAAGCAAUUAUUUACUCAAAAUGAAACCUGCAGUGAAUCGCAAUUACAGGAAAAGUAUCACUAAACAGGAUUGCCCUGUUUUAUGUUGUUUUUUUUAGCUCAAACCACGCGAGCUGGGAAAUGUGGUAUUAAAAAGGAUGGAGUGUCUGAUGUGAUAUGGACUGUCUAAACUGAGCUCCCAUUUUCAGUUUCCCCAGGUAGUCUUAGUGGUUUUGUUACACCUCGCACAAUACUGCUCUUAACAAUUUAAAACACUUCUACUUGUCUCCCCAUUUUGCAUUGAACUUGAAUUAAAUCAUUCUAAUGUGUGUCAUUUAUUUAAUUUACUUAGUGACAUGCAUUAUCCCUGUCAUUGUACUGCAUUAAAAAUAUGCCAAAAAAAGAGAGAUAAAAGCUUGAGUUUUUAACAUUCCUUUCUCGACUUUUCUUGCACAGUAAGUGUUGGUAGCAUUUCACUAGCAAGAGGUUCCAUCAAUCUGAAACCUCUCAUUCUUUGGGUCUGCUGUUAUCCCAUAAACAUAUGUAAAACAAUGACAGAAGCCUAUGCUGAAAAUAUUAUUUAAUGUAUCAGCACCAGGGAGCAGGAUUUAAACUGUUUUAAUGUUUGUGUUUUAUAUAUAUAUAUAUAUGCCAGUAUGAAGGGUAGUAGUCUCUUCACAAUUGCAUGACAUCAAGGGUCAUACUGAGAUUUUAAUUGUUUGAGCUUGUACUCCUCUGAAGUUACUGGGGCCUUUUUAGCUAUCCUAUUUUGUAUUUUUAUACAGGAUACAUCAUGCAGUGAUUUUAACGCAUACAUGCUGUACAAUGGGUGUACCUGAAAAUGUGAAAUAGCCCUAUACUUGGUAGAGAGAGUAUAUGGCCAAUUUUUAAAAGCAUUUUUUAUUUUAUUUUUAUUUUUAAAAGCAAAUUUUUUUUUAGUUAAUUUAUUUAUUUAUAAAAUAUUUUACCAGGAAAGAUACAUUGAGAUUUCUCUCGUUUUCAUUCUCAAGUUUUCUCUCGUUACUAUAUGGUAACUCUUGUGAUGCUCCAGGGAAUUGUUCUUAUCCUAUUGCGCGUCGCUUGGAGCUGUAUCCCCCCAGCCCUCCCCUUUCCCACUUCUGGCUGCCACCCUAUGUCCACUAAUGAGUUGUGGCGACCGCUUGGCUGUAUGGAGAGUGCGUGUCUAUACAGAUUACGGCCACAGUGACCCAGAUCCUGACACUCUCAUGGUGAUAAACUGCAUCUCUGUCUCUCUACAUGCUACAAUAGACAGCUGUAUGUCGGCUCUCUUAUUUCUAAUCCUGCCCAAUGCAACUGUGUAGGUUUCUCAUUGGCCACCAAGCACAGAUUACUAGCCCUCCAAUACCAAGUUGAUUUAGCACGCAUCCGUCAUUUGGCUUAUGAUAUUAGCAUUGACUGCCUGGAGACAAAUGGUGCUAUACAGAUCUAAGGGAUAAUUUAUCAUUUGUUGUGUUAGAAGUGAAAUCUUUGUGUGAAGGGAUUUUCUUGGCAGUAAUGUGCUUUCUGUGUCUCCUUGACUUUUUGCUUUCUGAUUUGGAGAUAAACAUCUCUUGUCAACUGCUGGGGUUGAUUCUAGUCUGUGAUAUGAUCAUACUGCAUCCAGUGCAAUAAUUGUUUGGUCACGCUUGCCUUAAUUAAAGAUCUGUCCUACAUUUCAUUUGUAUGGAAUGAUUAACAAGGAAGCUGUGUGAUGUCUGCAGGGCCAUCAGAAAUUUUAGGGCCCCUGACACAGCUCAAGAUCUGGGCAAGCCCCGAGUCCGCCCAUAGUGGAUGUGGUAUGUGUGUCAUGGAUGCAGUGUGUAUAGUGGAUGUGGUAUGUGUGUCAUGGAUGCAGUGUGUAUAGUGGAUGUGGUAUAUGUGUCAUGGAUGCAGUGUGUAUAGUGGAUGUGGUAUAUGUGUCAUGGAUGCAGUGUGUAUAGUGGAUGUGGUAUGUGUGUCAUGGAUGCAGUGUGUCUAGUGAUGUGGUAUGUGUGUCGUGGAUGCAGAUUGUACGUUUUGUGUAAUGUAUGUAAUGUUUGUAUGCAUGCAUUAGAUGCAGUGUGUGUGUAGUGAAUGCAGAGUGUUUUUGUAGUGGAUGUAGUGUGUCUACAGUGAAUGGAGAGUGUGUAUUUUUGUAGUGGAUGUAGUGUGUGUACAGUGAAUGCAGUGUGUAUUUUUGUAGUGGAUGUAGUGUGUUUGUAUUGAGUGCAAAGUGUGUAUAGUGCAUGUAGUGUGAUUGUGGUGAAUGCAAUAUGUGUAUAGUUAAUGUAGUGUGUUUGCAGUGAGUGCAAAGUAUGUAUAGUGAUUGUAGUGAGUGCAAAAUGUGUAUAGUUCGUGUAGUGUGAUUGUAGUGAAUGCAAAAUGUGUGUAGUUCAUGUAGUGUCAUCGUAGUGAGUGCAAAAUGUGUAUGGUGAUUGUGGUGAAUGCAGAGUGUGUAUAGUGAACGCAGUGUUUGUAGUGAGUACAAAGUGUGUUUAGUAAAUGUAGUGUGUUUAGCGAGUGCAGAGUGUGUGUGUCUAGUGAAUGUAGUGCAGAGUGUGUGUGUCUAGUGAAUGUAGUGCAGAGUGUGUGUGUCUAGUGAAUGUAGUGCAGAGUGUGUGUGUUUGUGUGUUUGUGUAGUGCAGUGUGUGUUUAGUGAAUGUAGUGUGUGUGUGUGUGUGUGUGUGUGUGUGUAAGGAUGCAGUGUUUGUGUAAAGUAGGGGGGAGUGGAGUAUUUAAAAAAAAAAAAAAAAAAUAUAUAUAUAUUUAAAUUUUAAAUUUUAUUCCCCCCCUCCCCGGUUCUUACCUUGCCAGGGAGGGGGGAGAUCGCAUUUACUGGUGGUCUGGUGGAGAGAGCCAGCCGCGUUACAUUUCAGAGGGGGGGCACAGCAGCACACACUGUCUUCCUUUUCAGUUCCUCUCUGACGAACUCUCGCGAGACCGGCCUGCGUGCUGUGCGGAGCGUUGCCAUGGUAACCCAUGGCACCGCUCUGGCGGCCGCAGGAGAGUUAGAGAGGAGCUGGAAGGAGGACAGAGUGUGCUGCUGGUCCCCCUCUGCAAUUUACAGGUAUAUAUCUGUGCACAUAAGGAAUGUGGGGCUCAGACUGCCAGAGCAGUCCGGGUCCCUCAGGACCGCCGGGCCCAUGACAACCGUUAUGGUUGUCAUGCCCUGAUGGUGGCCCUGGAUGUCUGUGGAUAUUGGGGAUCUCGAAGGAAUGAGAUUAAAAAAAAUACUUAUAAAUUGUAUGUGGCACGAUUGGACACUUUAUAUGCAUUAAACUUGCUUUUCUUGAGUUUCUCUUGCCUUGUUCCUUAGAUAUCAGAUGGUCUCCUCAGUCUGGCCUUUCUAGAAUGAAAUGUUACACAUUCAGACUCUUAUAACAAAAGCCACAUCAUGGAGAUUGCAAAUCGUUAAUCCUAAAUUCAUUAUUUGUUCCACAUUACGUUUAUACAAAGUAGUCUUGAAUUUGAGCUUCUGGUUUUAAUAACUAGCAUCAUUACCUGGACAAGGUGUUAGCUCUCCUCCUGGCUAUGUGUCUAGCGUUUUUUUUUGUUUUUGUUUUUUUUAUGAUCAAUACUUACCCAGCAUUAUUACUUGUAAGCUAAAUAUGUUGGACGCCCCUUUGAACAACAUAGUCAUUUGAUGAUACAUUGGUUGGCUAAUCUAUCCUACUGAUACAGUCUUCCUGAUGUCUCAUUGCUAUGACCCAGGGUUUGCUUUCAGUGAGAUAAUGAACCCUGAAAACUCUGGACACUGUGGGAAUAUUUGCUUAUCAGUAUUAUUAGUCCUGACAAUUUAUCCUCUGAGAGUCCCCAGACUUGGAGUCCAUUGCUCUGUUUAGAUUUAUUUUGCAAUAUCCCCCUCUGUGCCUGCCCCAUGGGAGCCUUUGAGAUAUGUGUGUAAUCAGUUGUGCUUCCUCCGUUUGACACGUCCACAGCUCAUCAAAUGAAACCCACCUCAUUACUUCCGAAAUGAGAAUAUUAGUAAAUCUGAUUUGUAUGAGCAAGUGGUACAGAAACGCACACUGUUUUAGUACUAAAUUUGUAGCAUUGCUUUCUUAUAUUCGUUAAAACCUUGGAAUCCAUGUGAAAGAUCAGGAGUUUCUCCAUUUUUGCAAUAUUCCAGUUUGAUUAUUCAUAAUCUCUUAUGUUGUAAACACCUGUAGUUCUCGCCUGUCAAAUGCUUUCUGUAGGUUUCACAGGCAGUUUGUACAGUAUUCGGCUUAGGCUGUGUCACAGAAAAGUUGUUAUAAGGCUGUAUAAACCUGCUGAGACUUGACUGUGCUAGGGCUGGAUAAUCUGACUCUUUCACGUUCUUGUUCUGGCCGAGGGUAGUGGGUAAUCCAUUUUAGUUUGCCCAUUAACAAGUCAGAUGUUACAUGCUGCUGAUAAAUGGGAUAGUGGCAAUGGCUAAUCUUUCAAACCUAGUUUGCUUUAUUUUGCAAGUAUUGCUUGGACAAUAUUGGGGCAGAAUACAUUGUCCUUUUUACAACUCUUAAUAUCCCCCAUCCUUCCUGAAUACAAGGUUUUUGCAGGUAUAGAUCUGCAAGGGUCUUGUGUUAGAGUGAGAUAACCCAUAUAUUAGCUAAUGCCAAGUUAUCACUUUGAAAUCCUGCCUUCAGGAGACUUAUGUGAUGGGUUUACAAAGUGGUAAUGCGGAAACUCCUCAAAAGAACCAUUUUUUGGACAAACCGUGCCCUCGUAGUUCACAGUAGGUGGAAAUCUGGAUGAAUAGGCACAUUUAUUUAUUGUCUCUCAAAUUUGUAUUCCAAGCAAAGAUGAUUUUCAACCACCCCGUACGACUACCUCCCUAGUUAAAGAGGAAACUUCAUUAUUUUUGACCUUUUUGAUUGUUUUCCUUUAAAUUAUAUUGAUAUUUAUCAAAGUGUCUGAAAAAUGGUGGUUAAAUUCUGCCAUUAUUUUGAUCAUAUUUAGGGCUCAACAAAUUCCAGGAGCCUGGUCACCAUGGUUACUAGGAAUUAUGGUGUCAUGGUUUUUGACAGCCCGUUAAGCAAAGAUGGGCGAGUGGUCAAGUAGCCGGGUGAGAAAGGAGACUGAUAGGCAGGCGGUCGGCUGGGAAUGGAGAUGGGUGCGUGAGGGAGCUGUAAUCUUCCUACUGGGAUGCUGGGAGCCUGAAUAGGUCUUCGUGUCCCAAGCAUCACUAAAUGGAACGUCAGGUAGCAGAGCAUGCAUUGUUUACAUUAAAAAGCCUGCAGGAACAGACUAUAAACAGCGGAACCACUACAUCAUGCUGUGUACUAUACAUCAACCUGGAUAAUAUACAUUAAGCUGUAGUGGUUCUGGUGACUAUAGUGUCCCUUUAAGAACUGAACUUUUAUCAUUAAAAUGUUUUUUUUUUUUUUUUAGCUGGCUUCUAGAUUCAGAGUAAAUUUGUCAACCCUUUUAUUAACGUGACCUUAAAAAAUGACAGUUUUUUUCAUAGUAAAUUCCGAAGGUUUUCUCAGAAAUUUCAAUUUUAGAAGACUGCCAUAUUUAUACUAGUGGGAAAAUUUUGUCAAUUUUUCCAAUAGGCAAAUCCGUUGCAUCAGCACAUAAUCAAAAAUGACAGGUUACAAAACAUCAAUAUAAAUAUAUAUAUUGGAAAAUGUGACUCUCGGACAGGGGAGGGCUGGCAACUUGUGGCCUGGGGGGCAGAAGUUACUUAGUGGCCCAUAGUGCAGUUUUACCAACUCCGCCCUUUAGCAUCGGGAUAGACAAAAACAAAAUAGAUGUGUUGAUAGACAUAUAAGAUAAUUGAAAAGAAAGAAUUAAAGUGCAAUUCACCUGGGCAUUUACAGGGAGUGCAGAAUUAUUAGGCAAAUGAGUAUUUUGACCACAUCAUCCUCUUUAUGCAUGUUGUCUUACUCCAAGCUGUAUAGGCUCGAAGCCUACUACCAAUUAAGCAUAUUAGGUGAUGUGCAUCUCUGUAAUGAGAAGGGGUGUGGUCUAAUGACAUCAACACCCUAUAUCAGGUGUGCAUAAUUAUUAGGCAACUUCCUUUCCUUUGGCAAAAUGGGUCAAAAGAAGGACUUGACAGGCUCAGAAAAGUCAAAAAUAGUGAGAUAUCUUGCAGAGGGAUGCAGCACUCUUAAAAUUGCAAAGCUUCUGAAGCGUGAUCAUCGAACAAUCAAGCGUUUCAUUCAAAAUAGUCAACAGGGUCGCAAGAAGCGUGUGGAAAAACCAAGGCGCAAAAUAACUGCCCAUGAACUGAGAAAAGUCAAGCGUGCAGCUGCCACGAUGCCACUUGCCACCAGUUUGGCCAUAUUUCAGAGCUGCAACAUCACUGGAGUGCCCAAAAGCACAAGGUGUGCAAUACUCAGAGACAUGGCCAAGGUAAGAAAGGCUGAAAGACGACCACCACUGAACAAGACACACAAGCUGAAAUGUCAAGACUGGGCCAAGAAAUAUCUCAAGACUGAUUUUUCCAAGGUUUUAUGGACUGAUGAAAUGAGAGUGAGUCUUGAUGGGCCAGAUGGAUGGGCCCGUGGCUGGAUUGGUAAAGGGCAGAGAGCUCCAGUCCGACUCAGACGCCAGCAAGGUGGAGGUGGAGUACUGGUUUGGGCUGGUAUCAUCAAAGAUGAGCUUGUGGGGCCUUUUCGGGUUGAGGAUGGAGUCAAGCUCAACUCCCAGUCCUACUGCCAGUUCCUGGAAGACACCUUCUUCAAGCAGUGGUACAGGAAGAAGUCUGCAUCCUUCAAGAAAAACAUGAUUUUCAUGCAGGACAAUGCUCCAUCACACGCGUCCAAGUACUCCACAGCGUGGCUGGCAAGAAAGGGUAUAAAAGAAGGAAAUCUAAUGACAUGGCCUCCUUCUUCACCUGAUCUGAACCCCAUUGAGAACCUGUGGUCCAUCAUCAAAUGUGAGAUUUACAAGGAGGGAAAACAGUCCACCUCUCUGAACAGUGUCUGGGAGGCUGUGGUUGCUGCUGCACGCAAUGUUGAUGGUGAACAGAUCAAAACACUGACAGAAUCCAUGGAUGGCAGGCUUUUGAGUGUCCUUGCAAAGAAAGGUGGCUAUAUUGGUCACUGAUUUGCUUUUGUUUUGUUUUUGAAUGUCAGAAAUGUAUAUUUGUGAAUGCUGAGAUGUUAUAUUGGUUUCACUGGUAAUAAUAAAUAAUUGAAAUGGGUAUAUAUUUGUUUUGUGUUAAGUUGCCUAAUAAUUAUGCACAGUAAUAGUCACCUGCACACACAGAUAUCCCCCUAACAUAGCUAAAACUAAAAACAAACUAAAAACUACUUCCAAAAAUAUUCAGCUUUGAUAUUAAUGAGUUUUUUGGGUUCAUUGAGAACAUGGUUGUUGUUCAAUAAUAAAAUUAAUCCUCAAAAAUACAACUUGCCUAAUAAUUCUGCACUCCCUGUAUAUGUGAAAAGUAGUUAGAGAGCAUCUCGGAGAGCAAUUGCCCUGCCCACCUGCACAUCACUAAUCCAGGCAAGCAUUUAGUAAAAUACUUUCUGAAGGAUUUCCCAGCAAGGGAAUGCAUACACCUUGUAUAUCUUGCCAAUGAAAAUUAAAUCCAUAAACUAGGUAAAUCAUGUCAAAGAGCAGUAAACCUGCCCCCGGCAGCUCUGUGCCAUCGUAUCCUAAUGGCAUCCCCAGCAGCUUGCUCAGGCAUCCUCGUUGCUCCCUGGUGUCUAGUGGGAGGCUGUGCACUGUGUAUGUGCACAUACAUCCUGUUGCCAGACUGUAUCACAUUUAGUGAAGUCAGAGGUGGCAGGUUAUGUGACUCGCGACCUCUGACUUCCCAAAACACACAGGAAGUGCGAGAGACUGUGACAGGAUGUAGACUGUGCACAUACACAGAGCACAGGCACCGCGCUGCCUCCUUCUCCCCGCUGAGGCGGCUGGUAUCCAGCCACAAAAUAUACGGACAAUGCUGCCGGUAUAUUCCUAAUUCCGGCACCAACUGGCUUAACGGUUGGCAAAUGGCUAGAACUUUUGGCGGCCUUUGGGGCAACUGACUCCUGGCCCAGCCAGCCCCUGCUGUCAAUGAGCUAAAAUGGAAGAACCUGUGCGAUAAAGUGAUGUGGAGUUCAACAUUUUAUUUUACUUCUUACAAAUACAUUUGUUAAAUAUAAGGGAUAAGUUAACAUUUGUAAUAAAACGUUUUUUUUUUGGGUUUUUUUUAAAAACCACACUGUCACUCUAAAGAGUUGCACUGCAGGGAUUGGAGAUUUGCAUCAAGAUGAAGUGGUUUUGGUGCUUAGGCUUGUCCCUUUAACCCAUUUGCUUGCAAUCAAUAUUUGUUGCCUAUAAGUAUUUGUUACCCAGGUAUAUUUGUUUAAUUUAUUCCAAAUGUUUGUUUCUGCCAUUCAGUGCAAAUGUCUAGGAAUUCCUUGUACACACAUAGUGAAUCAUGGGAAGUUAUCUGUCACUGGUAUGUAGAGGUACGUGUCACACUACGGUAUACGUGAGCACACACAAUGUAACUGCUCAAUGUUUUCACACAGUGUUGUAAUGUUGAAAGUUAGAAUGUAGGGAAACCCGGAUUUUCUACAAAGGUACAGCGCUGCGGAAUAUGUUGGUGCUAUGUAAAUUAUAACAUAACCUGCAAAAAUAAUGAAAAUAAUCGGUUUAAACGCAUUGAAGAUGUAAAGCAAAGGAAAAUGUAUAAUUUAGUCCCUGCAGCAGAGCCCAAAUAUUGAUCUUCCCUUCUGUGAUUCCUUUAUGCAGCAAAUGUGUCUAGUACUAGGUGUUUUCGUGUCCCGUGCUCCCUCUCCGGCUAAUGCUGGAGUAUUGGGUCCUUCCAUUCAUGCAUUGGUUAUCUCGUGGCUCACCCCUCUGUAUCGGCUAUUUGCCAGUUCAGCAUUUUUGUCUAAAGUGCACAGCAAGAGACAAAGACAUGAGCCACAGCAGGCUUUAGCAGAGCCUUUCGUCUCCCCUCCUGCUAAUUAACGUAAUUACAGCUCAAGUGAAUAUUCAUAAAUUACUCUGGCUCUAAUUUGUAUGAAAUGACAGACUGUUCACCCCCUGAAUGAUUGAAGAGGUCCGGAAUAAUUCCAUUUGAUUCCAAUCUCUUUCCCCUCCCCCUUCCACUCCUCUGACUUUCAUUACUUUGUGUUUGUUUAAACUCUGGGCUGCAGUUUGCCUCUAAUAUUGGUCAGUUUCUCCCGUGAUGGUAUGUGAUUUUGUUUUCUUAAAUUAAACUUACUGAGUUUUUGUUGUUUCUUAAUAUUUUUGAGAUGUAGCACUUGAAGUGGUGUUUGUAGACAUAACUCUGACGUGGCCCUCUUUUGCAUUGACAUUUUUCCUUUUUGGAAGGCAAAUCACUGGUGUUUCAGAUCAAAUCUUUACAAACAAAAUGGUAAAUGCUGCAUUAGAAUUUUGUUGAUAUCAGUAAAAAAAAUAUAUAUACAAUAUACACGAGAUAAAGACCAUAAAUUUUUUUAAAUGUAUAAUGUAUAAGCAAAGGGGUAUCUCCUUGUUUCCUUAUACUUUUGUGCGUAUCUACCAGAACGUACAUGUUUUAGCACUUAGUUAUUUACAAAGAAUAAAAUGACGUGCAAUUCAUUGUGCAGUUUCCGAUGCAUGUUCCUCAGUUGUUAAAUAAUCUGUUUUAACUAUACUUCCAAUAACCCCUUCAAGCCACUUAGCUGAAUCCAGCGCCGAUGUCCCUCUGCGAUGGGCCAGGCUCUGCCCACGCUCCUCCCUCACUGACGUCAGCCGGCGGGGGAGACCUAAUGCGCAUGCGCAGCAAUGGACGUGUGCACAUUAAACCUCCCCAUAGGAAAGCAUUAUUCAAUGCUUUCCUAUGGGGAAAAUCUGACGCUGGAGGUCCGUGAGGAUGUUUAGCGUCAGACCAAAAGUCAGUUUUAAUUCCGGAAGCCCUCUAGUGCCCGUCUGUUAGACUGCCACAGAGGGCAGACUUAGAGCUGCAAUUGCAGCACAAAGUGCAAAAGGGACACAGCACCCAGACCACUUCAAUUAGCUGAAGUGGUCUGGGUGCCUACAGUGUCUCUUUAAGCAUGUGAGGGAUAUGCAUAAGGCUAUCCUAGCUAUAAGAUAAGGCCAGGGAGUAAUGAAAGUAUUUAGAAAAUUGGGCAGACUAGAUGGGCCGAAUGGUUCUUAUCUGCCGUCACAUUCUAUGUUGAGGGAAUCUUACGAACGGCUAUUUAUACUUAAAAUUUUAAAGUCUCUGGCCAGUUACCCUAAAUUCUCUACACACUUGUUCAUUUUUUUCAUUAAUUCUGGAUAGCCUGUCAUGGGCUAUUCUUGAUGAAACACACAUUCAAAGGACCAACCUAGGGAUAUAUUAGAAACUAUUCAUCAGCAUUCUGAAGUGGGGGAUAUUUACCAAAUGGGCUGUAUGUAAAGUGCCAGUUUUGUUAGUCAUAAUUUUUUUUUAAUUUUUUUUUACAACUUUUAGUUUCCAUGCCCACAUUUUCCUGCGCUUCUUGUUUCAUGAAAAGCCUGCAGUCUUGAUUGUCAAAGACAUUUACAUGCUUGAGAGGUGCCCAAGUGUUUGUUUUAGUGUUACUCUGUGUUCUGCCGGUUGGGGGCCUUAUUGGUUCUGUUGUGUCCCCUCCAUCCAUCCCCCUCUCUCUUUCUCCCUGUAUUAUGUCUCUCUGAUUUCUUUUCUUGUCUCUGCCCGCACAGACCACUUGAACAACAAUUGUACAGAUUGGAAGCUUUCCAUAUGAGUGCUGCUGAAUGCAGAACAAGAGCUUGAAAACGGGAAUAUUAUACCAGCUAUGAGGGCAUUUAACCCUUUGACUGCUCGCUUUCUGGAACACACUUGGUGGAAGCCAUUCAAUGCUUUUCCUUCCUACUAGCUGGUAUUAAACCAUUUAUCCAUGCAGCAAUAAAGAGACUUCUUGGGGGGAGCUGUAAACGGUUAGGUGCGAAUUUGAUGCUUCAAUGGCUAAUUCAUUGAUUGUCUUCUGGCAGGGCUUUGGUAUAGCAUUGAUGAUUAGCUUUCUGCUACAGUGGAGCUAGAAAAAGGGUAAAAAUAUCAGUGGACAAUAGCGUUUAUAGGUCUGUAUGUAUAGCAUUUGUCUAUGGUCAGACACACGCAGAACAAUACAGCAGUACCAUAUUAACACAUUCACACAGACCGCUUGUCAGGCUGUCAUAAUUUCAUAAAAUUGCUUUGUUCCCUUUUCCUAUCCACCCUUCCCCCUCCAAAAUCAGUAUUUCAUAAAAAUAAAAUCUUUAUGAAAUAUUCACAUUGACUGUGUUGGCAUUUCACUGAUAUUACAACGCAGUUAAGAGAUAUAUAGUAAGACAAAGUCAGGCCUAUUUUCUUGGUAUUUUUCUUAGACUUGAAAAAACAUGGAACUACUGCUGUCACAGUAAUUGCAAUUUUCCCACAACGUUCAUCGGUGAUUGCUGCACGAUAAGGACCUGGGGCCGCGAGGGACAGGUUCAGGUAAGUAAAACUCACUUUCCCCAGAACCCAACGGAGCAGUCACUGCUGGGGGAGACUGUGACAGAGUGAUUUACCUGCUGAUAAAUGUUUUACUGAGAUUUCUUUGACAGUCACUGUUCAACCCAUGCCCCCAUAACCAUAAGUGUGUGGUCAAGCUGGGUUUUUGCAAAUCAUUGCAGCAGAUGGAAAACUCAAUUUAUCACAUCCUAUGCAUGGAGCCCCGAUGUUGUAGUGUUUCACGAGUCCCCUUAACAUGUAGCCGUAAAACAUGUAGUUAGAUUUUUUUUUUUUUUUUUUUAAAUAUACUGGAGAUUGCACUUUCCUGACUGUUAGUAGAACAAAAGGGCAGGAUCUGCGUUGCAAAACAUUUAUUCCUCCUCGGCCUAUUGCUGACACUUCAGUGAGCUGAAAAUGACUUACCCUGAGGAUCUGUACAUACACCCUGCCUUAAUGAUCUUCAUGUCUACAUUGUACAAAGCUUGCUUCUGACAAGUAUUUUUACAAGCAGGACACCUCUGUCCAGAGUGGCCGAUAUCCAGUCCAGUGGUUUAGGAAAUCUUAAACUUGUAUGAAACCUUCAAUCUUCUACUGAACCUCAUGUGUUUGCUGUCUAUCAGGAAUGAGUGGCUGAAAGCAAUGUUCAUUCAAUGAGUGAAAGGUGGACAUUACUUCUGCUAGUGAUUUCUCCCACUCUCUAUAGUGCAGUUAUGUUCCAGAUAGUGAUGAUUUACAAUUCUGCACAUCAUUUGCUUAGCCUGAAGAAUUCCAUAUUUCCAUGGCUUUAGCUUGACUACAGAUUGCUUUGUCCAAUCUUAUUAUAUUAAAGGGAAACAACUUCAGUUUAAUCAAGUAGCUUUGGUGUAUAGAUCCUUCCCCAUGCAGUCUCACUGCUCAGGUGUUCUCUGCCAUUUAGGAGUUAAAUCACUUUUGUUUCUGUUUAUGCAGCUCUAACCACACAUCCCUGACUGAAGCCUACAUGAAACCAAUAUAUAUUUUUAUUCUGAUCUGACUGCACAAUGUGUUUACUUUAGAAGUUAUCUCCUGCUAGAUUAAAUUCAAUCUCUCAUGACAUUCCUGCAUACUGUAGCAGACAAUUAACAAAUCUUGAGAUAAGACAUUUUAAAUUAAAAAGACUGUGCAAUAAAGGAAGUGUAAACGUUAGAUCUCUCUUUACAGGAAAUGUGUAGGGAAACUGUGUAGGUGUGAAUAGUGUUGCAUAAACAAAGUGAUUUAACUCCUAAAUGGCAGAUAAUUGAGCAGUGAGACUGCAGGGUGAUGAUCUAUACAUUAAAACUGCUUCAUUAAGCUAAAGUUGUGUUGUUGCUUAGUGUCCUUUUAAUUGCAGAACUGGCUCUAAGAGUGUAAGACUAAAUAACCCAUCUGAUGGAGAAGUGUCUGUUACAUUUUGACCCUUUCCCUGCCUGUUCUGGCAUCAGGCCAAGUCAUUUUUUCACAGAUGCAGCAAUGAUGGUUUUGUUUCAAUGGAACUUCACCUUACUCCCCUUAAAAGUAUAUUUUCUCUCCUAUUGUUUGUUUGUUGUGAGUGUAGAUGUUUUGUCUGAUAUUUGGUUGCUUCCCCUUGAAGGGUCUCCUGGGCAGGACAUAAGUUCCACAAUUUACUGCAAAAUGAAAACUAAAAAUAUUGAAAAAUAAAGAUCCUUGCAUUUAAUUUUUAUUUUUAUUUUUAAAUUUACCAAUAAUCACCCAAAAGCAGUUAAUGGUCAAAAUUCUCAGGUAAUAUUUGUCCUCUUGUUGAUUUUAGUGGAAUUGCCGAGCCAGGUACACGGCCAGCAGGGUAGCUCCGCAGUAAUUCAAAAAGGGUUCAAAAUCCUUGCCUGGAAAUUAUAGACCUGUGAGCUUAACUUCUGUGGCUGGUAAAAUAUUUGAAUGGUUAUUAAGGGAUAAUAUUCAAGAAUUCCUUGAGAAGAACAUGGUUAUCAGCAAAACUGAGCACGGUUUUAUGAAGCACAGGUCAUGUCAAACUAACUUGAUUGCGUUCUACGAAGAAGUAAGUAGAAGUAUAGAUCAGGGUGUUGCCAUGGAUGUGAUCUAUUUGGAUUUUGCCAAGGCAUUUGAUACAGUUCCACACAAUAGAUUAGUGUUCAAACUCAAGGAAAUCGGUCUAGAUGAAAAUGCUUGUUCUUGGGUAGAAAGAGUUGUCAUUAAUGGUAAAUUUUCAAGCUGGACAGAGGUGGCAAGUGGUGUCCCUCAGGGGUCUGUUCUGGGACCCCUUCUAUUUAACAUGUUUAUAAAUGAUCUUGAAGACCGCAUUGAAAGUCAUGUUCCAGUGUUUGCAGAUGACACAAAACUUUGUAAAACAAUACAAUGUGAGCAAGAUAUUACUUUGCUGCACAGGGAUUUAGAUAGACUGGGGGACUGGGCACUCAAAUGGCAGAUGAAAUUUAAUGUUGAAAAAUGCAAAGUUAUGCACUUCAGCGUAAAGAAUACACAUGCAACGUAUACCCUUAAUGGAAGCAAAUUAGGGAUAACAACACACGAAAAGGACUUGGGAAUUGUUAUAGACAACAAACUAUGCAACAAUGUGCAAUGUCAAUCAGCAGUGGCCAAGGCCAGUAAGGUAUUGUCAUGCAUGAAAAGGGGCAUUCAUUCUCGGGACAAGAAUAUCAUUUUGCCUCUUUAAAAAUCACUGGUAAGACCACAUAUUGAAUAUGCUGUGCAAUUUUGGGCACCUGUUCUAAAGAAGGAUAUUAUGGCACUAGAAAAAGUGCAGAGGCGGGCUACAAAAUUAAUAAAAGGAAUGGAACAUAUCGGCUAUGAAGAAAGGUUAACAAAUUUAAACCUAUUUUAGUUUAGAAAAAUGUCGCCUGAGAGGGGAUAUGAUAACAUUAUACAAAUAUAUUCGGGGCCAAUACAAACCAUUGUGUGGAAUUCUUUUCACAAACCGGACUUUACAUAGGACACGAGGCCAUGCGUUUAGACUGGAAGAAAGAAGAUUUCGUCUAAGGCAAAGGAAAGGUUUUUUUACUGUAAGAACAAUCAGGAAGUGGAAUUCUCUGCCUGAAGAAGUGGUUUUAUCAGAGUCCAUACAGAUGUUCAAACGGCUACUAGAUGCAUACUUGCAAGAACAGAAUAUUCAAGGAUAUAAUCUUUCAAUGUAGGGUAAUAACUGCUUGAUCCAAGGAUAAAUCUGACUGCCAUUCUGGGGUCAAGAAGGAAUUUUUUUCCUAGCUUGUUGCAAAAUUGUGUUUCAAACUGUUUUUUUUUUUUGCCUUCUUUUGGAUCAACAGCAAAAAACUAAUGUGAGGUAGGCUGAACUUGAUGGACGCAAGUCUCUUUUCAGCUAUGUAGCUAUGUAACUAUGUAACAUGGGUGAAAUAACUGGGCAGGCUAAUAUGUCCUGCAUUGUACUUAAUAUCUAACAGGCUGUUUUCAUUGUUUUCCAUGAAUGCAGCGCAUGUUCCCAAAUAGAAAUGUAUGAGUUAUUUUAUCUCAGACCAUGGGGCAAUGUUUACUUCCUACAUCAGACAUGCAAUUUUACGUAAGUGUGUGAUAAACAUGGUUCUCUUUGUGAUUACAAUUUUUUUAUAGUGUGUAUUACUUUGAUGACACAUGGCCUCUCACUACUUCCAUAAUGUUCAUUUGAAAGAGAAAUAAAGAAUGUCUUUAUUAAUUGGAUCUGUGUAAUGUUUUGUGCUCGGUGAGAUGCUGGUUGUUGUGUGUGCAGGUGCAGGCAGUAUUUAUUAAGCUAAUUGCUUACAUACAGAAACCUCCAUUAGCUGAAUGAGUGAAAUCUAACUGGGCUCUGUCCAUUCAGCCAGAUAGCAUUUCAUAGUGUUUAUUGCUGUUCUCCUGUGGAUCUUUUUAUUUAUUUUUUUGGGGUAGUUCGUCUUGGGUUACAGGCUACAGCAGGCGGGUAGCUUUUUUACCAAUGCUUCCCGGCAGGGCUUGGAAGAGCAGCCAUGGGUAGUGUGCCGAGUGCGCUCAGGAGGAAUCGAGUUGCAAUUUUCCAGGGAUUACUAAUGCAGAAAAGCUGUUUUCCCAUUGAGUGGACUUCCCAUUAACUCCGUGUCCAGGUCACCUGCGGAACAGAAAGGGAUGGCAGGCUAAUGCUCUUAUUGCCAUAGUGAUGGCUAUUGAAGAGGAACAUAAAACUUCAAUAGGAAGACGCAUGCGGCGUACUCAGCCCUCACAAAAUAUUAGACAUAUUUUUAUGAGUCCAGUUCACACAUGCUUUAUAGACACUGUAAUAGCAUUAUAUUGAUAAUUAGCAAAUUGACUUAAUCUGCGCUCUGCAGCCUCUUUUAUUCAUUUAGAGCAUUACUCCCAACAGUUUUGAUCUCGGUUUUGCAGCUCCCUAUCAAUUCACCACCUAAUGAAUGCCAGUGUAAGGAUUGAAUCAGACCAUAUAAAGCCAUGUUUGUGCAGUGUGAUUUAGGUGACCAGAUACACUAUAGAUUCCAGGAUAACAAUCCGUUUGUGAUGGAGUAGAAUUAAUAGACUUUGGGGGAAAUUGUUAGAAGUGCAUUCAACUCGUUACUGGACAGUAGUUUUAGCACAUGAAAUGGAUGCAUCCAGCAGAGUAUGAUCUAUUGCAGACUGAGCAUUGUAUCAGCUGAGCCUGUAAGCCUUGCAAGUACGGCUAAUACUCAGAAAUCUCUUGCAUCAGAAUAGGCUAUUUAUAGUCCCAGGAAAGACUCCUUAGGAUACAUUAUUAAUGAAGUGUCUUCCAAUUAAGAAAGAUGUGUCUGCUCUUGUGGGUGUUUGUCAAGGUAAGGUGCCUGCUUAGUAAGCUGGCAAUUUAUACUAUCAGGAGCUGGUGAUGAAAGAGCCACCAGUGUCUUAUGUCUUUGAAUUGGAUAAACAAGUCCUAGCUUUGCAGUGCGUUGUUCAAUGUUUACAGCUUCACCGAGUUAAUGGAAAUUUAUAGCCAGAUACACACUUGAGGUCUGCAUGUUGUAUCAUUCCCUCUGAUGGCACCAGCAACCGAGGCAGGGCUUCCCACCGCAACCAGAGCAGACAUGAUACAAGAGUUCAGUGUGGCUGUACUUUGUUUAGUUAACCUAUGUUCACUCGCUGCUUCAUUUUUCUAUAUAUUAUGCCCAGUCAUCAGCUUGCUAAAAUACAGAGAGAAAUAGUUUUUUUGCAUUAUAAUAUUCAUUAUGAUAGCACCUCCAUAUAGUGACACACUCGAUAUUCAAGACCAGUGACCCCUUAAGGGGAUAAACUGUGAUACCCAUUUGCUUUUAACCCUUUAUUGCAGGAGGAGUUAGCCCCAAGGUGAGGAAUUCCCGCAAUGCCUUUUUCCUGAGAAGUCACUCAAGGUUUCCCGCAAGGUUAGCAUUUCAAAGCCACACAUUAAGAAUUGUUCUGGCAUUCUUCCCGAUAGGUGAUGUUUCUAUUACAGAAAAUUGACAGUGCAUUAAAUUAUGCCUGCGAAGGAGGAAGAUGGGAUCUGUCACGCAUCCUGUAUUAAGCCUGGUUUCUUUCUAAGCUUCUCAUAGAGAUGCUCAGACACUAGCAAAGAUAUCCAACACCUAAUACUUCACAAUCCAUUUGGCCACGUGUAAAAAUAGAAUAAAAAAAUGGUGUGCCAGCAAAACCCCAGACCUGAGCCCCAUAUGUGAUAUUUGUACUUUUCCAUGACAGCGGGUGCUCUUGCUUUCUCCAAAAAUUACCACGCUUGGAUUCCUUUGAAGAUAAAACACUCUGGCUGAAAUAACGUUUUUUUCUUAAAAUUAAGCAACUGCUUGUUUACUUUAUAUAUAACAUCCUUGCAUAAAACGUAUAAAAUUGUCAGCCACCAUCAAAGUAUUUAAAAAGUAAUCUGUUUUUCCAAAUAAAUGCUUGUUAUAGGUGGAUUGGUUUGUAAUGCAUAGAUAUAAGUAUAUACCCUUUCAGUGGGUAUCCAGGCUCACUCUAAAUCCAUGGGGGCAACCAUCAUUAACUUUUCUUUGGUCUAACCAACACUUAGUAAACCAGAGACAGCAUAGGUAGGCUGCAUGUAAAUAAAGGUGUUUGGCAGCUCAAAAACGUGCACUUUGUUUUAGGCUUCGUCUGCACAUAGCCUUGGAAUAUACAUGUUAAGACCGAACAGGAUUAAAGCUGGUCAUCCUUAAUGAAUAGAUUACAAAAUAAUGCACACAGGCUACAAUAAAUGCAAUUUUUAACUUGUAUUUAAUGAAAGACCAGUUUAAUCUGCAAUACUUCCAUAGUCACAUUCUUAUCAACAGUAUAUGUACAGGUGAAAUCUCUGUACUUACGUUAAUUUAGAGAAUAUACACACACACACACACACACACACACCACACCACACCACCACCACCGCUGUGGUGGGGGGAAAAUGUGUGGAUGAAAACCUCUUCCACCUGAAGUAAGUGGAUAGUUAAUACAUUGCUAAACACAAAUGCAAACACCAGUCAGGCCAUAAGACUUGUUUUUCCCACAGAAAUCUCAAUUUAACAACCUCCAUUGCAAGCCAGUAACCAACCUCAUGCUGAUGAGUUGCAUUAACAACAAAACAGCUGUCUGUGAGUGAUUCACUGGCUUUGCUCCGAUUCCUGAGUUGUUUCAAAGCUGUUGUAUACAGAAGACACAUACUCCAAGGAAUGAUGUAUAAAGUGGAAUUAUAAGGGAUAAAUGUGGUUGUUUGUUGAGCUCACUUGCAUAUGCCUACCCAGAAUCCCUUGCAGUAGAGAGCACGGUUAAAGUGAGAUUUCUGUCAGAAAAGCAAGUCUUAUGGCUUGACUGGUGUGUGUAUUUGUGUUUAGCAAUGUAGUGUGUGUGUGUGUGUGUGUGUGUGUGUAUAUAUAUAUAUAUAUUCAUUUUUACUGUACUUAUUGGCCCCCAGUAGCACCCCAUUUAAGCAGGUGAGUGCAGCCAGCCCCUUGUAUGUAUGUAUGUAUAUAUGUGUAUGUGUAUAUAUAUAUAUAUAUAUAUAUAUAUAAUCUAUUUAAAAGCUAUAUCAGAUUGAUCAGUAUUGCUUCAGACCUGAGGAAGAGUCGAAAGCGUGUCUCUGAAAUAUGUUACUUUAAUAAAAAAGAUAUCAUUGCAUAUUGCAAUACUCUGGUAUUUUGGCAUAUUUUAUAUAUAUAUAUAUAUAUAUAUAUAUAUAAUGCUUUGUGUGUUGUGAGCAUAUUUUUAUGAUCAAUAUUCACUUUUUUGCUGGCAAUGUUGCGAUUACAGUACACGGAUUUUGCAGAAAAUAACUUUUUGGGUGAUCGGGCCACUUCUUAGGGUGACAUUUUUUGCUCUUUAGAGAUUACACUGUCAUUUCAACAUGGCUUACUUAAUAAACUGACCAAAUGUUUCCCAGAAUCCCUAAUAUCGUAACUAUUGGUUUCUAUAAACUCCAUUCGAGUCCCUGUUCGUUUGUUACCAUGUUACUUAGAGGAGAAGGGGCAGACUUUCAGAUAAAAUCUGCUGUUGCCAUGCCAUUGCCAGGGAAAUGCUGCAAAGAAUAAAUUCUAAUCACCAUCGGACAAUUUUCUUACCAUCUGUGUGAAUAAUCUACGUUACAAUAUUCAACCCUUGUCUGCAUAGAAACUGGAAUUAAAUGAAGGACUUAAAACAGGGCUAUAACAUGUUAAAUGGGAUAAUCAGGCUAAAUGACAGACAGCAUGGAGGGUUAGUUUUGGAAAUCUCGAGAAACACUCAAUACUCCUCUCAUUGUCAUAGGUCAGUCUGGAACAAGGUACUGUGGAAUUUGAUUACAGACUUUACUGUUGGGUGUCUGACAUUUGUAGAAUUCUGGGAUAUUCAUGCAAUAUUGCCAUAGUGAUGGAUAUUGGUUAAAAUAUCAGGGCUUUAAAUUGCAUUUGUAUAAGCAUUCCGAAGGUAUUCCGCUAGGUCGAGAUAGAAUAUUCUCUGUAUAAUGUAGCACAGAUUUAGCCAGUGAGCAGCACAGACAAAUGACAAGAGGAAGUUAUUCCUACCCCUGCCCUAAACUGUGAAUUCAGGCCAGAAAUGCUCUGCGUUAACUUUCCUUCUAAAUAGCACUGUCCUCUUCCAGGUUUUCUUAAAGUACACAUCAAGGGCAGAGGAGAACAAAAUGGUAACAUAGUGAGAGCAAUUAAAAAAUAAUCUCAAUAGAGGCAGGUGACAAGGAGGGUAAUAAUCAUUCCGAUACAAGGAAAAUAGGAAAAUAAAGGACAGUACUUCAUUAAAGAUUGCAGUUUGUCGGUUGUUCACAAUUCCUAACUGAAUAUAAAGCCUUUGGUCAGUUUUGGUCAUUGUAAACACCAUAUCCAAUAUAGAUUAUUGUGAUUUAGGGCACAAGGACACCUAUGGGUUUUUUUUAUUCUUUUUUUUUUUUUUUUUGGAAAAAAAAAAAAAACGAAAAACAGGGCUCUCCUGGUACCCAAAGAACUGGCCAAUCUGCUGCUGCAGGGACAAUGUAUAUGUCGUUCACAGCAGCUGUACACUGAUCAACAACAUUAAAUCCACCUGUGUAAUAUCCUGUAGGUGCUGCCAAAACAACUUUGAUGGGUUGAGGCAAGGACUCUACAAUGUAAAUGUGUCCUGUUGUAAUUGGCAGCAGAUCCUUUAAGUCCUGCGAGUUUCGAGGUGGAGGCUCCAUGGAUCGGAUUUGUUGUUCCAGCACAUCCCACAGAUAGAGACCUGGGGAAUUUAGAGGCCACGGAAACACCUAGAACUCUGCCAUGUUCCUUGAACAAUUUCUGAACAAUUUUUGCAGUGUGGCAGAGCGCAUUAUUGUGCUGAAAGAAGACUUCCAUCAGGGAACACCAUUGCUAUGAAGCGAAAUCUGUGGUCUGCGUCAAUCUCUAGGUAGGGGGUAUGUGUCAACGUAACAGCCACAUGAAUGUUAUGACCCAAGGUUCUAAGUGGAACAUGCCCAGAGCAUAAUACUGCAUACACUGGCUUGCCUUCUUCCCAUAGUGCAUCCUGUUGCCAUCUCUUUCCCAGGUAAUUGAUGCAAACGCACCUGGCCAUCCACCUGAUCGUAAAGAAAACGUGAUUCAUCAAACUGGGCAACCUUCUUCCAUUGCUCUAUGGUCCAGCUCUGAGGCUCGUGUCACACUGAUACCGCCCAUGGGCACUCUGACCAGUCUGUGGCUACGCAGCAAACUGCAAUGCAUUGUGUGCUCUUAUCUUUCUUUCAUGGCCAGCAUUAUGUUUUUCAGCAAUUUGAGCUACAGUACCUCUUCUGUGCCAUCGGACGAGGUAGCCUUUGCUCCCCACAUGCAUCAAUAAGCCUUGGGUGCCCAUGACCCUGUUGUUGAUUCACCGACUGUCCAUCCUUGCAUUACUUUUGAUAGGUACAAACUACUGUAUACCAGAAACACCCUACAAAACUUGCUGGUUUGGAGAUGCUGUGACCCAGUUGUAACAAUAUAAUCAAUGUUAUUCACUUCACCUGUCAGUGGUUUUAAUGUUGUGGCUGAUCAGUGUUGACAGUCUUAAGGCAGAGCAGUGAUUUCACAACUUAACUGCCCUCUGUGAUCCUCUGCCUCAGUCAGUCAUGCGAUUUCUGUCUAGACUGCUUAAAUUAAGUAGAAUAAUCUGGUUUUAAUUGUAUGAGAACCACCCUAAUCUGAUUUGAUGCAUAUGUUUUAAUUAGGACUUUAUUUAAAAGGGAGCAAUCACUAUUGAAAACGGCAUUGUCACCCCCUCUCUGAAACAUGAGUAUUUCAUAAAGAAAGGGACUACUUUGUCUCUGUAUAUUUCCUUUGCCUGACUUUCUUAGACUCUGGGCAGAACUACAGUGAAAACCUGACAGCCAUCACCAAUGAUGGCUGCAGGGAAUUGUCUGUGGUGAAUCCUGUGAUCUUUAAUGCUGAAGAAAAAAAAAAUGGACCCCUGACAUUCUAUGGUUAGCAAGCCUUGAGAUGAUUCUGAUUGCAUUGUACAAAUGCUAAUUUUUUUUUUUUAUCUACUCAAGUGGCAUAGCUUGACCAGGUGAGAGGUAUUCUCUUAUAUUCUGCGCCCUUGGGUAGCUUUGGAAAGUGGCAUAUUAAAAGGUAUCUUUAUUUAGGAAGGACAUAUUCAUUGGAGCUGUAAAAUACCCAUGUAUACCGAGGCACGUGGCUGACAAAGACACCUUGCAAUUCUCAACCUGCUAAAGGCAAGUUACGUAAAUUCAUCAUCUCUUAUGAAAGAAAAGGGUUGUGUUGGGCAUUUGGCAAACUGCCUUUCUCACUUCCUUAAGUUGGCCCUGUUGCCAUGGGAAUAGCAUAGCCAACAUUCCUAUAGGACCGGUAUCCUAGACCAGAAGGUCGGGUAGAUCAUUGUCGUAGGCAAGGGAGGCAUCUUGUUUCUCUCAGCGUCUGCUCUGAAUGUAUAUUGUGUAUUUACCGAAGUGGUUUGUCGCAGAACUAAACAUAAAGCAAUACCUACAUUCCAUGACUUACUGCUCGCUUUCCAUGUUGGCUAAGCAUGCUGUGUGUGUGCUUCCGUGGUAGGUAUGUUGACUUAUGAAAUUUGCAUGUCCUUUAGUUUUGCACAUUUGAUUGAUAUCUGGCUAAUGAGUAGAAUGCAAUUACACAGACAGGGCAGGCCUGCAUCCACUAUAUCGGUGAUCCAAAUGGUAGAUCUCUGAGAUGUGCCUAUUUCCAUGUGGCUUUCAUAUUAAAGUAUAAGUUAUACAUCAAGAGAUCAAGGCUUCCUGCGCUGUAUAUUUCCGCAUUACCCAGAUUGUACUCAGCACAGAACACACAACCACCUACAACAUAUGACACAUGAUGUUACAAUCUGCUUGUAUGCUGCAUUGAACCAUUCAGGUGGGGGAAAGUAUUGUAUGCUAUGGAAGAAAAAAAGAAUAUUCAUUAUUUGUACUAUUAACCAGGAUUCAGCGUUCGACUGUAUUUUUGCAUUUAGGAAAAGCCAAUGUUUUAUAGAUAUUGUGUAAAGAGUUAAAGGGACACUCUAAGUCCCCUAACCAGUACGGUGUAUUGUAUGGCUUUUUGGUGCAGAAGUGGGUUAACGGUUGUAGUUGCUGGGCUAGAAGUGCCCAGAACAUGGAAGAUGUAUUGGGCUCUGGGCAGCUGCCUCUUUUGCCCAUAAAUAAUGGCAGCCCUCUCUGCAAUCUGUUCUGAUUUAGGACAUAGUCCUUGCAGUGGUCACAUGGAAUUUUAUGUUCUUUUGGUUCUGAGGGCAAUAAACUUGCUUAGAGAAUCUCUGCAACAAUGAGUUAAAGUAGAACUACCUGUGGCAAAGUGAUUUAUUUCCCCUGUGUAGCUGCUGUGUUUCUCCCCCAGUGAUUAGAUUUGGAAACUGCCAGUCUGCAGUGUAUUCAUACUGUUUAAUUACUAGUAUGGGAAGAAGGAGGUUGGAAGAGGCCAUUCUAAUUGCUUAACUAACUGUUCAGGGCAAACUUACAAUGAGCCUGGGAUUCAGCUUAUCGGCCCCAGCGGAUUUCAUGCUGCUCAUUGGCUUCUUUGGGCUGAUGCAAGAACUGGAAACGUUUUAAUGGCAGCCGCGUGGCCAUAGCCAAAUGUCCCUGAUAGGCCCAGUCUUUCCAGUGAAUAGAUAUUGGUGAUAGAUUAAUCUUUUACACAACUCAAUAUAGGUAAUUGUUGGUCGUGUUGUUCAGUUUUAUUUAUUUUAAUUUGUGCCCAAGUGUAAGUAAGGAUUUUAUGUAUUUUAUUUUACGGCUCCUGUCACCAUUUAGAGGUGUCUUUCAGAGGCCAAAGAUGCAACCGAGAACUUUCUGUGCCAGUCAUCUUAGCGCAAACGAGACUGCUUUGAUUAGAUAUAGUGAGUCGCAGUGUAGACUGAAAUUUCCAGAGGGUUUGUUAUUGGUUAUCCCAUCUUUCUGUGACCCUUCAUCUACAGACUGUCAUUUCCAGAACGCUGGUUAGAACAACAUUAUGUUCUUGUACAUGGUAGAGUGCAGAAAGGGGGAGCAUACAUAAUGACCCAUGUUUAAUUAAACCAGCGCCACUAACCUAUGGUUAUUAACAUCUUUGUUAUCAGCUAUCCAUGGUCCUGUGUCCUCAACCACCACUGUUUCAGAGGUACCAAGUCCUCGACUUGCUACUGUCUGUCUGUCCGUCCUCAGUCUUGCAUUCAUGAACAAUAAAUCACCAGCAGAAGAGGGGGCUGUCUGCCAUGUACGGUCAGUUGGCAAAUAUAGGAGUCACCCGUCAAUGCUACGAGGUCAAAACGUAUACUUCAGUGGCCUGCGGAACCUGGGUGUAUAUAUAUAAAAUGUAUAUACUUUUGUGGAUCUACGGAACCUGGGUAUAUAUAAAAUGUAUAUACUUUUGUGGAUCUACGGAACCUGGGUAUAUAUAAAAUGUAUAAACUGUUGUAGAACUACCUUGAAGCUGGCAAGUCAUCAUGGGAGCUGUAGUUCUAGAACAGUGAUAUAGCCAUUUUCCCCUCUUUGAUGUGUAGUGCAUUAUUCAGUUACAUCCAGGUAAUCGGAGGGUUAAUUUCUCUUUGUGUUGGAGCAGUGGGCAGUGAGUAGUUCCCCUCUAGCACAUUGAUGCAUUUAGCAAUAGAGCUGAAUAAUACCUUCUGUGCCCCCUCGGGGUUAAAUGGGAGGAUGCUGUUUCAUUGUAAUGUAAUUUUAAGGCUUCUGUUGUAAUGAGUAAGUGAAAUGCUAGACCUUUUUGAUGCUAAACCUUCAGGCGCAUACCUCUCUCUGUUCCAAGUAGCCAAAGAAGGGGCCCUUUUGUUUUAUGGGGUGUGGUGAGGGGACACGGGACUAUUUCAGGAAUUUGGUUCUUUAGAGGAGACUAAUUUAUUAGCACAUUUAAAGCAGUUUUUACACACUUUACCAUGUGGUUUAUUGCAUUCUGGGGUUCUCUUACACCCCACGCACAUUACUGGGCUCUUAGAAAUAGGCCGCGCUUUGUACAGCGCUGCAGAGUAUGUAGGUGCUUUAAUACACUGGACAGUUAAGAGCUUCACAGCAUCUGAUAUCUUAUUUUGGAUAGUGUGUAUAUGUGUGUAUGUAUAUAUAUAUAUAUAUAUGUAUAUGUAUGUAUAUGUGUAUGUAUGUAUAUAUAUAUAUAUAUAUAUAUAUAUAUAUAUUUCAUUUUAAAUAACCUCUUGUAAGUUUGAGAAGAAAAUGAAGCCACCUUAACACAGUGUUUAAAUAUUGUAUUUGUAAAACACUGAUUUCAUUGUUCUGAACAAACACAUCUGCUGAUUGUGUACCUAGUGGCGUGGCCACUCUCGUUGUGUAUUUUUUUUUUACAACCGUCCUAUCUGUUUCAGUGUAACUUUCAGGGUGUUAGUCUAAAACAGAGGCCUGCUUUUUAAUGUAACGGGGCUGUUUUGAUUUUGACAAGUUGAUUAAUAAUGAUCUAAAGGGAUCUUUGGUCUUAUUUGUUUAGAGAUUUAUUUUAAGUAAAUGUAUGUAACUCUAAGCUUGUCUGAGUAGGGGUGGCAUCACCUCUUCUUCCUGUAUGUCAAAACUCUUGUUGCAAUCAAUUGUUAUAAGCAUUCCUCUUGACCCGUUGUUCUGCACUUCCGCAUACGUUACCCCUUUUAUUAUGAAAUCAUAAACUCUGCUAAGUGUAAUCAUAGAAAAUUGGAAUAGAAGGGAUUUGGCUGGAAUAGAGCCACCCCGUUUUUAAAUUAAAACCCAGGGAGUUCAGUAAAUGAGGGAUGUGCUGGAUUACUGAGGCUGAUUAACAGGAUUAAGGGGGAGAGAUGAGAUUUGGGGCGUGGGGUGGUGGUGGGGAGUUCUUGUACUAUUUUUUUUUUUAUUUGUUUCUCAGUUUAACAUACUGUAUGAUGAACACAGAAUAGGAUUUGUACGUUUCCUGUAGUGAGGCUGCAUGAAGUUACAAUUGGCGAAGAUCUGUUUAAUCCCUUUAAGAAGGCCGUGCUGUUUUCCCCUCUGCUGUUUUAAGGGAUAGUCUGCAGUACAGUAACCAUUUGUGCAAAUGAUUGCAAACCUUCUCACUCAGUCUGCCAAAUGGCUGGCUGUGCAUCCUGGGAAAUGUAUUACUCCAUCCUUUCUUGGUCAGUAAACUGAAUACCGUUAGUUGGGCAAUUACUUGUAGCCCCAUGCAAAGCUAAAUAUUCUUUCCCUAGUUAAAUACUCCUAUAUUAUGACAUGGAUUUCCUUGGAUUUAAAGGUUUAUAUUUGGCGCACGUAACCUUUUCCAAGGGAUGUUUAAUAUCCUGAUCGCCUCUCGGUGUGUAAACAGCCGAGGAUUGUUAGGAGGGCCUGCAUCCUGUGAGAUUUAAAGAAUGGUGCAGUUUGUACAUGAACAAUUUAACAAACAAAUCCUUAAACUAGCAAGAGUGUUAAAAUGUUUUCCUGCUACUGGAACCUGCUUUCUACGGAAAGAAAGGGAACCAUUACAGUGUGACCCCUAAACACAGACUUCUGAUCGUUUAUACCCCCAUUUCAUUUCAGCGUUCUGAUUGCCUUGUCAUUGCCAUCUACAAAAUGAGUAAUCUCCUUUCACAUAAAAGGACAUUUAAAUCUGAAAUGAAAACCUAGUAUUCACUCCUGUUACAUUUUUUAAAUAUAAUUUAUCUUACUUUUGUAAUUUAUGAAAACUCACGUGGCAUGACAGAUUGCCCUUCCCGUGAUUUUGGGCUACAAUGAAAUUGUCACAGCAUGCACCGAUUCUUAUAUUUUUAAAUAAAACUGUCUCUCCCCACCACAUAUCCACUUAAACAAGCAAAUACAUGGAGAAUGUAGAUCAGAAUCACUGGAAUAAUUUUGUAUUAAAUUCUCUAUAUGUACAUCAGUUAUGUGAGAGUAAUAAUUUUGUAUUUAAGAAAGAAAUGUGGUUAAAAAUGAAAAGCAUACAUGAAAAUUGUAAUGACUGACGUGUAAUGAUUAAUUUCAUGUCUGAGAUUUGAAAAAUAUUAGCAAAAACAACUGUUUUCAAUCAGGAUUUUUCUCUCUGAAGAAAAUUAAAACGGUUUAUUUUUUUCAUCUCUGAGUAAUGUAUUGGUAAAGACGUCUUUCAGUUUAAUAUGAGCUGUGAUGCCUGUAUUGGGCCGUAUUAGGGAGUCUGUGUUGUCUGUUUGCAAAUUGGGCAAUUUUAUCUCUAAAGACCCAGCGACAUGGAUUGCAAGCUCUAUUUCCAGUGACCUUUUGUUUUGUUUUUAUAAGUGCAUUUCUCAAUGUUAAGGGUUCGGGAUCCAAGCUUGGCUAUGUGAAAAGUGGGGGUUGGGAAAGCCGAUAGGAAUGGCAUGGCAUCUGCAUAAGUGAACACUGCACAGGAGGGGAUAGAAGGAUGUAUUGUUCCUUAACUCUAUUUCUGCUGGAACAGAUGGGAAGCGAAGGGGUCCUUGCUGCAUGAGAUUAAGAACUGGACAGGGGCGCUCAUGGCUGAUUUGAGGUUAACAGGACUGGAAAGAAACUCAUGGCUUUUUGCACAAGGUGUCUCGGGUGAGGAGCAGAUGGUAAGGAGAGGCGUCACUCAGCUUACUCAGCUGCUCAGGGAAGCUUAGAGGCCUCCUCCGGCAUAAACAAGUCGACCAGCAUCUUGUGAGUUUAAUGCAGAGUAAUGGACAAGCUCGCUGUAUAAAAUCUCCCCCUUUCAGCUCCUAUAUCGCCAUCUGAUGGCUCACAGGUUAGCAGUUUGACAGCAAUCUACUGGGCCAACCUUACAGUAUGAAAUAAUCUUGCCACAAUUAGUCUAUCUCAGACUGUUUUAAUAAAAACUCUUAAUAGAUGUAAUCAGCGUUGGUGUUAUCCAAAAGAGCACAACGAUUUGUGUGACUGCUACUUUUCAUACAAAAAAGGCCUGCACAUACACUUUACAAAGAAGCUGGCUGGGGUGGCCAGAGGUAAAUCCUAACCCGAAUUAUGCUUAAUGUUAUGCUUUAGUAGCCCAAUCAGAGAUGUAACUCCACAACUUUUAGAGAUCUACUUUUUGCCACCUUUGUCUUGGGGCCUUUCGAACAACUUUCCAGAUAAGAAAUGAGACUCACCAAAGGUUUUAACCUGGCAGAUCCCCCUCCACCAACCUUAUCGGGUUUCUAUGCUUGGCCUGCUCUGCUACCGUUGUCAUCAAAAAAUUGCUUUGAAGUAAAGUAAAGUACACGUUUUCAUGGGAUGAACUGAUCUAAAGGCAUCUCUAUAUGUUCUUUAGUCUAAUCUCAGAAUGAAAGCCUGAAAUUGAUUAAUUUCUCCCAAAGCCUCCAGCUAGUUUCAAGGGAUGCCAAACAGAAAGCUUUUGUCAGAGCUUUGCCUGAAGGAAGGACAGAAGCGAAUGGCCUCUUUAGGCCCAGUGGUUUGCUUGGAUUUUGGGUUUAUCUUGUUUAAUUAUUCUAUUGCAAAAUAUUUAAGCUUUAAAUUGACUCAUACAGCAGGAUAAAGCUGGUAACUAGGAAGCAGCAUGUCCUUGAUUAUGCAAAACAAAAAACGGUCAUUAAUUACUGCAGUUGCCCAGAGGUUUUAGGUCAUUUACCUUCCCAACAUAAUUGACAGGGUUUUAUGAGUACACAGAUGGUAAUAUGUACAGAGGGCGUAUAGAGACCAGGACAGGAGUUGGCUAGCUUGGGUCCUGCAGCCUAAUUUACCCAACUCUUAUGAUCCUCAGGCAAGAGAUCAUAUGAGGAUCCCGGCUUUCUGCAACUAGUCAUGGGCUUUCGUUCUGAAAAAAAUAUUUACUAUUGUUGGUAACUUUACAAACAAUAAUCACUAUAACCACUGUGGCAAAGUCAAAUUAUUUAAGGAGUGGUGUCCUUGUAAAAAUCACACAAUCAGCUUGGGACUUCAUAUGAGGAACCGUACACAUUACUACAGCAAAUUGUGAAUUAAUUUAUUUAGCUGCCCAUAUAGACCGUAAGCUGUAGUGGUUAUGGUGCUUGGCGCAUUGCUCAAAUCUCAGUCUCUUUACCAACGUUGGUUGAGGGCGAUUUUGUUUCAUCAGGCCAAUUCAGUGGUAUUCCCGCACGUAUGCCCAGAUUUCUUAUCUUCUAUCUUAUUAUAUAUUUCAUGCAGUAAAUGCUGCUGUAAGUUACAGUACAGAGUCUUAGUGACGUAUCUGAUGAUAUCCUCCCAGGAUUUAUACUAAGGAUGGCUAAUCGUGGUGCUUCGUUUCUCAUCAUGCUCUCACAACCUUUUAUUAAGAAAGGGCAUUUCCACAAAAACAUCAUCCGAGGGGAGUGAAACUCAUUGUGGUGGGUGACGAUUUCAUGUGGUAUUUGGAGACUAGGAAAAUCCAAAACAGGCUUGCUCCCUUUCCCCACGGUUAUUGCUGGGAAUGCUGACAUUCUUUCUAUGUCUCUCCAAAAUGUAGGCAACUGAUAUGUUUAGUUAAUGCUUCUUAAUUAAGCUCUGACCGGAGUCUGAACUGAAUGUGUAUAUCCAAUCCAUUGCACGCUGUGUGUAGUCUGUGACUCAGGACAUAUUCUAGGCUCUGUGUAAACAGAGGAUCCUCACCGACUAUAUCUUCCAGACCUCUAACUAGGUAACAGCCCAAAACACCACUUCCGUUGGUGAGACGACUGUAUUUACUAAACUAUGGGUGAUGUUUAUAUGACUGGGCGAUAAACGUAGCCCAAAAUAGUGGAGUAUGAACAAGUCUAAACUUUUUUAAUUGGUCAUUCAUUAGCAUAGAAAAUAAAUCAAUAAAAAUGAUUAAAGUGUCAUCAGAACUUUUGAAUCAUUAUUUUUUUUUAAAUUUUAUUAUUUAUAUAGCGCCAGCAAAAUUCCAUAGCUCUAUACGAUGGGUAGACUAACGCACGUAAUUGUAACCAGACAAAUGGACGCACAGGAACAGAGGGGUUACAUGCUCAUGGUUUUAUUUUUGUAAUGUUUUUAAAAUGUCAGAUAACUGUACCCAUCUAUAUGGGAAGUUCAUUAAGUAAACACGUUUGCUCUCCGACACAAAGUCUAAUAAGGGGCAAUUGGCCUGGAUGUAAUACUUCAAUAAGCUUUUUUAAAUAUUAAUUUGUUAUUAAUAUAGUGGUAUAAUUGAUCUAUGUAGGCUUUCAAUAUAUUAUUCUGCACAAUCCCAUAUAACUUGCUUGCAUUUGGUAGCUAAGUAGUCAAAGUGUUAAUGGAAGGCUGCUAUUAGUCUGUUCAGUAUCCGCAUUGAAUGGGAAUCAGAGAAUGGCCUGUAUUACGCUGCCUUACUCAGCCAUAAACCCAUGGCUAAAUGAUAUACAGGCCUUUCUUCUUCCCUACUGACAGAUUUAUUUAAUAUCCGCCUUGUGUUUCCAUUGAGAUUUCAGAUGGGGAAGAGGCAAAGGCUCAUUCAGUAUUAGAAAGGAUUUCAAACAUGAAAGAUUUCUAGCCUUGCCGAAAAGCAUUUGAUUUUGACUUCUUGUGGCCACAGACCAGAAUGGGGAACUCUUUACCAUGUGUUCUUUGUAUCUGAUUACUUCAUUGCCAAAUGGUAUCACUUACUCUCACAUUGAUCAUUUCUUCAAAACAUAUUGUAGUUAGCAGUAUGUUAAGAUGUGCAUGCUGCACUGCUAUGCAUGGUAACCGGGCUCAGAGAACCUGGCCAGGAUAGGCCAAGGCCCCCGGGCUUUGCACCAGGCAGGCGAAUGGCUCAUUGCUGUGUUCAUCUCCAUCGGAGAUGGGGUUAUGCAAAAUUCGUUUUGCCUUUAGGCAGCUUCUAAAUAUAGUACUUCGGUGUACUCCUUGCUAACCGCCACAGCUGGGAUACAUAGUCUGUCAUUUGGAAAAACUAAAAUGGGGCUUGGAGCCUGUUUUCCUGCAUGCAUUUACUGUAUAUCAUUAUAUAUGGAUCGUUCUCACAAAGUAUUUGCUACACUGGGGUAUAUUUACUCCAUCACCCAUGACUAUACAUGGAAAAUCAAGUCUUCUACUAUUUUAUUACACGUUCUUUUCUCUAAGAGGCAGAAUGGCCUAUACGAUGCUGUGUACUAAAUCUUUAUUUACAAGGACAGUAACACUGAUCUACACCAACUGUAAUACUUGUACUGGACCUGUGCCUUUCUAUCCAAGACCUGUAAUAUAUCGCUUACACAAAGAUAUUAAAUGUCCAAAUCUAAUGUUAAGACACUGCCCCUGCAGUGUUAUUUUUAUGGCCUGGAUUUGCUGUUUUUUUGUGAAAGCCAAUCCCAGUGCUAAACGUAUUAACUUGUCAUUAACCUGUGAUUGAGUUGUCUUCCUUUUGCCAUUCUAGUAAUUUCAUUGGACACGUUUUGAAGCAAGAUAAUACAGCUUUAGCCGUAUUAACAUGAUAACUCCCCUUCCAGUAUCACAGAACAUAGGAAUGCUUUGUGUUAAACAGAUCUAUUUUGUUUUAACCCUGUUCUGUUGUGAGCAUGCUUGGAGCACUCCAAUGUUCUUUAUAUUCUACAUGUGUAUAUAAUAUUACAGCAUUAUCAACCACCUUUUUGGGGUGGAGGCACUGUAGCAGCACGUUAGAACCUUCAUUGGUACAGGGACAUUUUCCCAGGGUUUUGUGGGUAAUCUGAUCCUUUGGAAAGACAUCAUCUGAGAUUGGUGUUUUUAUAUUUACCUUUAACUAUGUACAAACUAGCUGGCGUGCGUUAGCUGGGGAAGAAAGGGUGUGACGCUGGCGUUAUUGGCAACUAAAUGUGGAAGCAGUUUGAGUGUUUGGCCCUUCAUCUCCACUUUUACGGGUAGUCUGGGCAGCAUGCGUUGUGUUAUCCACCCGAAGUGUUGCCAGAUGCUUGUUACAAGCAUGUUCCCCCUUCUUAUUCCAUUUUGAUUUGUUAAACAGCUUUCUUAGUCUAUGGGAAGUAGCGAUGUUCUGAGUAAUGUGAGCCCUCUGUAAUCUGAGCUUAUCUAUUGGUCACGAGAUGACCUACGAGUCACACUAGCCAAUAGGAAGCUUUUUUCUGACGCAGAAUCUCAUCAAGAGAGGGAAUGUUAACCUUUUUCAAUUUAGAUACUCCUCACCCGUUAACAUAAGGAAAUGAUGAUUGGUCUUUAUCUCCUAGAUCAGGGGUAGGCAACCUUCAGCACUCCAAAUGUUGUGGACUACAUCCACCAUAAUGCUCUUACACCCAUAAUGCUGGCAAAGCAUCAUGUGAGGUGUAGUCCAAAACAUCUGCAGUGCCGAAGGUUGCCUAUGCCGGUCCUAGAUAUAAACAGAAAGCAGUAGGAGGGCAUUAUUGCAGUGAAGCAGUAGGUGGGGCAGUAUUGCAGUGAAGCAGUAGGUGGGGCAGUAUUGCAGUGAAGCAGUAGGAGGGCAUUAUUGCAGUGAAGCAGUAGGUGGGGCAUUAUUGCAGUGAAGCAGUAGGUGGGGCAUUAUUGCAGUGAAGCAGUAGGUGGGGCAUUAUUGCAGUGAAGCAGUAGGUGGGCGGUGUUGCAGUGAAGCAGUAGGUGGGCGGUGUUGCAGUGAAGCAGUAGGUGGGCGGUGUUGCAGUGAAGCAGUAGGUGGGCGGUGUUGCAGUGAAGCAGUAGGUGGGCGGUGUUGCAGUGAGGUGCAGUUAGGUGGGCGGUGUAGCAGUGAGGUGCAGUUAGGUGGGCAGUUUUUCAGUGAAGCAAUGGGUGGAUAUAUUACAGUGCACUGAUGGAGUAGGUUCCCAAUGUUGCAGUGCAGUGAACCAGAAGGUGGGCAGUAUUGCUAUGAUGUGCAGUUAGGUGGGCGGUGUAGCAAUGAGGUGCAGUUAGGUGGGCGGUGUUGCAGUUAGGUGGGCAGUUUUUCAGUGGGAUGCUCUGUGUGUGUCUGCGUAUUGGCAAUCUCAUUACUGGGCAGAUUUGCUCCCAUGCAUUGUGGCAGCCAGUUUGGGGGUAAGUGCGGGAUGUUUAGUGAUAUGUUUUCAUUUUUACAUUUAAGUUAGUAUUGUGUAUCGAUUAAAUGAAUAUACCUACCUACCUUGUAAACAUCCUGUAACUUGUCUAACCAAAUCCUUAACAUUUUAUAUCGUGAAAUAUUCACAAAUACACCAGUUUAGAUCUAAUGACUCCAGGUAGCUGAAUAAAGAAUAUUUGCCCUUAUGGUUUGGACAGUAUGAGAAAACACAGAGUAAAAGGGGGGAUUCUUUGUGCUGAGUUGUGAUUUACUAUUAAUUCUGUUUAUAGUAUCCGUUUGUAUUAAGCCUUCUGUUUUUUUUGGGUUUUUUUUGCAGGCUUCCAUUUAAGCGGCACUGUCAUGGAACCUGCGACUCAGUCAGAGCCGGAAGUCACCUACAAAGUCGCCAUAAGUUUUGAUCGUUGCAAGAUCACCUCAGUGACCUGUGGUUGUGGUAAUAGAGAUAUUUUCUACUGUGCCCAUGUUGUAGCGCUCUCGCUGUAUCGCAUCCGCAAGCCGGACCAGGUGAAACUGCGUCUUCCUAUCUCAGAGACCCUCUUCCAGAUGAAUCGGGACCAGCUACAAAAGUUUGUGCAGUACCUGAUUACUGCACAUCACACAGAAGUGCUUCCUACAGCCCAGAAGUUGGCUGACGAGAUUCUAUCCUCCAACUCUGAAAUAAACCAAGUGCACGGUAAUUUUCCUAUUCAGCUGAUCAACGUAGCCUCUUCAUGCUAUGUACUUUAUUUCAAAUCACAUUUUAGAAUGUUUAUUUUUGGUCGUACAGCAAAUUAUUUAAAUUGACUUGGUCUUUUAAAGCUUUUCAAUAUAAAAUCUUUAUAAAAAGUUUAAAAUGGGUUUAAGUGAAAUUGUGCUUCCAACGCUGUCAAAAGAUAUAAGACAAAGUAAGGGCCUACAGACAUCAGGUUUUGCUACUUCCCACAGGUGUCACUAACAUUGCGAGAUAAUAUCCAGUCUCAUGGGAUUCUUAGACAUUAGUGUUGUACUCUCGUGCAUGUACGAUAGUACAGUAUUCUUGUGGGCUCCUGGAGGAUGUUUGCCAGGAGCUGAAGAACAAAGAUGGUGGCCGUGGCUUCUACAAUGUUGCCUUGGGGAGUGGUGCAGACUCCACAAGGUGACAGAGUGACUUUAAAGACCUGCUUAUGUGAGUUUACAUGCGUGUAGCAUAGCUAAAUUUAAGGCACAACCCUAUUUUCCAUUCCUCUUGCCUGCUUUACCAGUCAUGCUUUCUGUGUAAAUAAAAUUCAAAGUGGCGGCUCAUUUCAGGAAGCUGAUGUUUAUUAGUCUGACAGUGUACAUUCUAGGCUUUUAGAGUGAUAUUCUCACUCACAGACUGACUGCUUUUCCUUGAGCAAAAUUUCUAAUCCUGACAUUUUGCACAUGAAGUUAUAAAUCAGUAUGUUUUGUGUGUGGAUUAAGCGGUUACAUAUAGUGUACUUUAUUAUGUGCUUUUACCAGCCCAGAAGAUACUGAGAUAGCGAUGUAAACAAAAAUCCAUUAAAACAACCCCUUUUCUCUCUACCAUUCUCCACACAAUGUAUCUUAUUUGAUGGUGUUGAAGCAGCUGCUCAGGUGUUGCCUAUCCACGAUGUGCAUCAUUAAAAAUGUCAUAUUUGUCAGUUUUUGUAAAUGUUUGAUUCUUUGUCUUUCCCGUUUAGGAGCACCUGAUCCCACCGCAGGAGCAAGUAUCAAUGAUGAGAAUUGCUGGCAUCUGGAUGAGGAGCAGGUCAGAGAGCAAGUGAAAUUAUUCCUGUCUCAGGGAGGUUAUUAUAGCUCUGGGAAGCAGCUUAACUCCAUGUUUGCCAAGGUGAGAUUUUGUGUGUGUGUUUGUGUGUGUCAGGACUCAAUAUUUUCGUUAGCAAUUGGUGAGAGAGCUAGAUUUCAGUAAGGCUUUUGACACUGUUGCACAUAGAAGGCUUAUCAGUAAACUGCAAUCUUUAAGUCUGGAUUCCAAUAUUGUUGAAUGGGUAAGGCAGUGGCUGAGUGACAGGCAACAGAGGGUUGUAGUCAGUGGAGUAUAUUCAAAGCUUGGGCUUGUCCCCAGUGGGGACCCAUUCUCUUUAAUAUUUUUAUAAGAUAUGUAACAGGGUUGAUGUUCCAUGAGGAAAAAGCCAAAUGGCAAAUGAUUUAGGUAAACUAGAAAAGCGGUCAGAGUUGUGGCAACUGACAUUUAAUGUGGAUAAGUGCAAGAUAAUGCAUCUUGGAUGUAAAAGCCAGAGGGCAGAGUACAGAAUAUUUGAUAGUCCUAAUAGUCGCAUCUUAAAUUAAGGGAUUUAGGGGUUAUUAUUUCUGAUAACUUAAAGGUAGACAGACAAUGUAAUAGAGCAGCAGGAAAUGAUAGCAGAAUGCUUGGUUGUAUAGGGAGAGGUAUUAGCAGUGGGAAAUGCUCAUGCCAUUGUACAUAACACUGGUGAGACCUUACUUGGAGUAUUGUAUGUAGUACUGGAGGCCGUAUCUCCAGAAGGGUAUUGAUACUUUAGAGAGCGUUCAGAGAAGGGCUACUAAACUGGUUCAUGGAUUGCGGGAUAAAACUUACCAGGAAAGGUUAAAGGAACUUAACAUGUAUAGCUUGGAGGAAAGAUGAGACAGGGGGGACAUGAUAGAAACAUUUAAAUACAUAAAGGGAAUCAACACAAUAAAGGAGACUAUAUUUAAAAGAAGAAAAACUACCACAAUAAGAGGACAAUAGUCUUAAAUUAGAGGGGCAAAGGUUUAAAAUAAUAUCAGGAAAUAUUACUUUACUGAGAGGGUAGUGGAUGCAUGGAAUAGCCUUCCAGCUGAAGUGGUAGAGGUUAACACAGUAAAGGAGUUUAAGCAUGCGUGGGAUAGGCAUAAGGCUAUCCUAACUAUAAGAUAAGGCCCAGGGACUAAUGAAAGUAUUUAGAAAAUUCGGCAGUUUAGAUGGGCCGAAUGGUUCUUAUCUGCCGUCACAUUCUAUGGUUCUAUGAGCGAAAAUGUAUUCCUUAGCAGAACUUUACCCAUGAAGGGUCAACUAUGCAGUGCCGAGUAACUUUUAAAGCCCGACUAGUAGCAUAACACUUCAAUGUUAAGACUGCUGUAUAUUAUAAAGUGCCAAAAUAUUCCAUAGUGAUGUACAAUGGGUAAAAUAAGCUUCUGAUGAACUAAUCGUGCAGAGUAUUGAAAAUGCUUUGCUAUGGGGAUUUUCAGCGUGAGGACAUCCAGCGACGCUAUAGCACAGAAAACCUGUGCUAUGAAUCAGGAAGUGCCCACUAGAGGAGGAGUUAACCCUGCAAGGUAAUAAUUGCAGUUUAUAAAAACUGCAAUAAUUACAAUUGCAGGGUUAAGGGUAGUGGAAGUUGGUACCCAGACCACUCCAAUGGGCAGAAGUGGUCUGGGUGCCUGGCGUGUCCCUUUAAGUAUAACUAUCCUAUACCUGCCCGCAAGCUUUUAAGUAAAUGUUAAGUGAAUGUAGAAUUGCAAACUUUCCUCAGGUACGGGAGAUGCUGCGCAUGAGAGACUCCAAUGGCGCCCGAAUGCUGACCUUGAUCACAGAGCAAUUUAUGGCCGACCCUCGGUUGGCCCUGUGGAGGCAGCAGGGAACCAGCAUGACUGAUAAAUGUCGGCAGCUCUGGGAUGAGCUAGGUGAGUGGAUGUGAAUCUUGUACCCAGAAUUAACAGGGCUUACUGAAAGUAUAUUUGAAACACCAAAAUGGAAACUGUAGCUUAUAAAGGUUACUGGACUCAAGUUGCAAUGAAAAUACCGUUAUUUGCAUCUCUUGCAUGCAAUUGAGCAUCCGUUUAGCUCUUGACAGGUUAAUUUGUUUUUGAAAUCUUUUUUUGUACAUGCAGAUUAUACUUUCACUGGAGGCAUUCUUUGAUUAUUAUUAAUAGGUAUUAGAAUUAUAAGAUACUUUAGAAGCAUUAUGACACUUGCAUCACCUGCCUCUUGGGCUUUGCUUCUGUCAGGGUUACUGUCUCAAAGGAUGGCGUUUACCCUCUUGUGUUAAUCUAGUAGCUAAUAUUGCGCCUCAUUAAGUAAUUAAUUAUUUCUAUCUACUAAUAGCCAUACAUAAUAUUGCGGAGUGCACUGUAGAUUCAUAGUUGAGGAUUAUGUGUCACACAGCUGGCCAGCAAGCAAGUAACAGUGGACAACUGGCUGCGGGUUGCACAAAUAAUUUGCAAACAAAACUUGUUUUCAGUGUGACACCCCAUCUUCCUGUGCACACGAUUUUAUAACUGUGUUAUGAUUGUCCCAUGCAGGGGCCCUGUGGGUCUGCAUCGUGCUGAACCCUCACUGCAAACACGAUGAGAAAGCCAGCUGGCUCCGGCAGCUCAAGAAGUGGGGCGACAUGGACGUGUGUCCAUUGGAAGAUGGCAAUUAUGGCAACGAUCUUCCGAAUAUCACCAAUGCGCUCCCUCAAAGCAAUGGCUAUGGUAAGUUAGCUGUGGCAGUAUCUGGGUGCUGAAGGAGGAGAGAGUGCUUCAAAAAACAGAAUAAACACCCAAACUUUCAACAACAGUUAACAGAGGAAUACGUUUUGUGGUAUUGGCAGUAUAUUACAGAUGGAAUUGAUUUUGUCAGUUUGCAUUACUCAUCGUUGCUGACAAAUGUUGGCACUCUGGCUGCCACAAUCGAGCUUUCACCGCGUUGUCUGACAUUGACUGGCAAACCUUUAUUUUGUUUUUGAGUGCCGAGGAGCUUUUAAACUUGUUGACUUUAUGAUGAACCUAUGAUUGAGGGCUUACUUGUCAUCAUUGAUGCUGUCUUUUUCAUCUUUUGAUAACGUGUAACAGUUAUUUGAGCAUUUCGUCUUGAUGAACCUCUUCAAAUUUUUAUUUUGACCUGUGGAGUCUCCCCCUCCUCCUGAUCAUUUGAUGAGCUGUAUAAAUCAGGCUGGGUCUCUGUUAGGUGCACUUGUCCUGAUUGCCCUGCAUGCUAUGCUCCUCCUAGGAGGACAGAAGCUUGAUUAAAGCUCUGUAUUUACCCCCCUGCAGCAAUGACACAAUGGUGCUCUGUUUUGCAAAGACAAACAGUUUAACCCCUUGAGUGUAUCUAUGCUUUUAGGCAUUGCACAAGCCUGUGUCACUGAAUAGGUUAAACAUUUCAUUAGGUAUUUUUUUCUUUCCAAGAGUUUUUCUGAAUUGUCCUUUAUGCUGAGCUCAAGAAUUCCUUUAACUUCUCUUGGAGAAUUAAAAAUGUACCUUCCUUUGUAUUUAUAGGACAGUAAGCCAUGCAAGCAAAACCCAGAAUCCAUAACUAAAGAGGCAUGAAAGUAUUACAAAGGGGGUCUAGGUCUAUUUGCAUGCCAGAUUAUGUAAUUUCUGGUUGAAAAUGUUUCCAAUGUAUUUUAUUAGCAAAGACACUUUAAGCAAGUUUUAUUCCCCCUCUCCUUUUAGAUUCUUUAGUGCGGCCUCGAAGGACUGUUUUCACACGGGCGAUUGAGGGCUGUGACCUUCACUGGCAGGACAGUCACUUGCAGAGAAUAAUAAGCAGUGACUUCUACGUUUCCCCUUCCUACCAGAGGGAUGGUGAGAGCCUCCUUUUCAAUGCUCAAGGCCAGCCGCUGUGGCUAGGUAUGUUCCAUGUGAUGUGAAUGUAGUAUGUGUACAUGUAAUGUUAAAUCUUCGUUAGUGCACGGGAUAAAUGUAACCGAUGUAUAGAUUUUUAAUGUACUUUAUGAACUGUUGUUCCUUUACCCAUUUCUGUCACUUCUACAGCAUAUUCUGCAUAGACCAUCUUCCAAAAAACUGAGUGAUGGGGAAAGUAGGAGAACCCUCCUAUAGGUGAUUCUCCUGCUCUGUCACAUAUAUUUCCCCAGCAAGCGUGAGAAACACUUUCUUUGCUGAUCUAGGAAUGAGUUGAGUAAUGUGCUAGCAGUGAAUCCACUAUGUCAGCAUUAUCAGAUAGGAAUGCCCUGUUUGAGAAUGGGCCAAUCAUUCUGCAGAGCGGGAGGGUUUGUGUUACUUUGUGAAACACCCAUGGACCCUUCAGGAAUAGCGGUGCCAGAGUAAGGGGCAGCAAGUAGGCAAGUCUAGAACAAAUCCUAAAGCAAUAAAAUGGUUUUUGAUAAAUAUUUGUUGCUUUAUAAACUCCUGUGAUAAACCAUCUCUUCUUCUGCAUGUUAUAUCUUUAGAACACGUGCCCACAGCAUGUGCAAGAGUGGACGCCCUGCGAUCUCAUGGUUACCCCAAAGAAGCGUUGCGUUUAGCAGUUGCCAUUAUAAGCACCCUAAGGCUACAGCAACAGCGACAGCUGGAGAUAUACAAGCAACAAAAAAAAGGUACUUUUCAAAACAGUUGCUUUUUGUAGUGUUUCAUUUAUGACCUUCAUUUUUUAAUAUAUUGUUUUGACUGCCUGUAAAUGACAGGCCCUUUUUGAUGUGACUGACCUUAAGUAGCCAGUGGGUUAUGGGCCAUAUGGCUCAGUAUUUCACGCAACAUAAAAAUGGUGAAAAUUUUUGGUAAGAAAAUUGAAAAUAACAUACAGGGAACUUCUGAUCUCAUCAUGACACUGAAUCUGACAGAAGUGGAAAUUAGUUUUGUGGAGGGGUGGGGGGGUUGUGUCUAAAAUAUGCAAAGGACAAAUUAGAUGUCACAUUACUGUGAAAAACAAGUCAUUCAUCUGUUGCAUGUGACAAUUGUGAUCAUUUCUGUAACAUGUGGACAACCCUAAAUGGAGAGACGGAGCAAUCCCAGAAUUCCCUGCAACCUCUCUUCUUCCUGCUCCUUCCAUUGGACAUUCCCAGUAAUUAUUCGGCCUCCUUCGGAGUAGGUUGAAACAUUUGAAGCUCUUUAAGAGCUGCUGUAAACUGAUUACAUAGUUUUGGAGCAUUUCUAAUGAUUCUAAUGACCUUUCAUUCUUGUAGAGCUGAUCCAGAGAAAUUCCACUACAAUCACUAAUCUAGAGGGUUGGGUGGGACACCCUUUGGAUCCCAUCGGCUGCUUGUUCACUACUCUCACAGAGGCCUGCCGAGCAGACGAAGAAAAUGCAAUGGAAGCAUCCGGUAAGAACAAAUUCAUUUUUGCAAAGAAUAUAUUCACCAAUGUUUAGAGCCACCUCGCUGUCAUGUACCUUUCUUAGUAUAGCCUGUGUAUAAAUCAGCAGAAUUUAAAAGCUGACACUAAUUGAAUAUAAUACAAAUAAUCCUGCAUUGAAAUAAGCUCAUGUUCUUGGCACUUACACUAUAUCGUUAAAUAGUUACUGUAAGCACUGAAUACAGAAGUAGUGUUUAUUUUGCUAUUCGGCUGCAGGACUAUGUCCCCUGGUUUAAAGUCAGACUGUUUUUGAGCUGUUUGCCAAAACUAAGGGUUCCCUUUAGCAUUAGCAAUGGCAGAAGUUUUAUCCGGGUAAUUUCUUUCCUUUUCACUCAGAGAUUAGCGAGUCUCAGCAUCCGAUCUAUCAACAUGUCUGUGUACCAAACUCCUCCCCAGAGAAUGGUGAAUCCUAUCUGGCCCUGGCAUUGGAGGUAGCUUUAAUGGGCAUGGGCCAGCAGCGACUGAUGCCCGAAGGACUCUAUGCCCAGGACAAAGUGUGUCGCAAUGAGGAGCAAAUCAUUGGCAGGCUGCAAGAGCUUGACCUAGAUGCUGUGCUGGUGCAGACGCUUCGCAAGCAAUGCAUUCUUCUCCUGGAAGGUAAGGCGGUUACAUGCAUAAAACCAAUGUAUCUUAGUUCUAGAUAACGUGUUUGUUACCAUAACUCCAAUGAUUUAGUUUAGGUGUGAGGUAAACGUUAACUCACUUUUAUAUAUUUUGCAGCAAAGCUUAUGUUUGUCAAACGUUCACUCUGUUGGAAAGACCAUGCUGAGAGAAAGAAAUGCAAAAGAUGUUUAUUGUAAUUAAGGAAAUGGAGUUUUGUUGUCUGAUUUGAUGUUUCCUGUAUUCUAGGUGGUCCCUUCAGUGGUCUGGGAGAGGUCAUACACCGAGAGAGUGUACCAAUGCACAUGUUUGCCAAAUACCUAUUCUCUGCUCUGCUGCCUCACGAUGCAGACCUGGCCUAUAAACUAUCACUGCGAGCAAUGAGGUGCGUAUUGGUAUGAAUACAGAGCUCAACUCUGGAUAGAAAGCGGCAUUGUUUGCAGUCAGUUCAGAUAUACGGAACUAGAACAGGCUCAGACUUUUCACUUCUUUAAAGAUUAUAGCCCCAAGCUUGGUAGGCAACAUUUUCAUUAACAACACAUACAUAGGUAGACAUACACGGCAAACAAUCAAACAAACAUGCACAGUCAGGCAUUCAUACAAACAUGCACACGGAUACAUUUAUACUAACAAAACUAAAAUGUUACCAUUGGUGUAGCAAACUGUUCCUGUAUAUUUUGGGCUUCCUUUCCACUCCCAAGCUUUGUAUUCAGGCAGCACAUUAGAAGGUUGUGACAACAUUUCAUGUCCACUGGGCAUCGUCAAUCAGUUUGAUGUAAGGGAGUGAGUGGAGAAUGUUCUAUCUACCUCUACCUGCUCUCUUGGAGUCUUUGGGGAACUGUCAGUGAGAUAUUUUUCCUCUCUUCCAACUGUUUUCCAAGUAGUCUUCUAUCUGAAGUUAGUGUUAUUAAUGUUUGUGCUGUGAAAUUGUAUUGUAACAUGUACCCUACUGAUCUCAGACUAUUUUUAUUUGUUACUGUCCCAGGCUUCCCUUGUUGGAGAGCAAUGCGCCCUCCGGAGAUGGGUCACAUCCACAUCAUAUAGUGUCUGUGGUACCCAGCCGCUACCCUCGCUGGUUUACUUUAGGACAGCUGGAAUCACAGCAGUGUGACCUGGCUUCCACCAUGCUGACUGCAGCAAAAGGUGAGAGUAAGGGUUUUAUCAUUCUAGGACAACUGAACUAGCAAUGCCCUCUACAUUCUGUAACAAUCUCGUUUAUCUUAAACGUGGACUGUCCAUCCUAUUGCAGUGCUGCUAAUUUCCUGCAAGCAUCGUGGUAGCAAAGUGGAGCUCAUAACAUGGAGUCCUGAUAUUUUUAUUUUAUGCCUCUCGCUGUAAACUUCUGUUACUGCACUCUGCUCUGGAGAAGACAUGAUGACCAGAGGGAAUUAAUAUUAACAGCUGUCCUCUUACUUGCACCAUGCGUCGUUGUGUGUCACGCAUGUCAUUUGAGGGCUUUUAUGUGCAUGCACAAAGCAAUUUUCAUUUCAUUUUGCAGUUAUCUUUAAGGAGAUAUAUGUGAGCUUCACAUCUCUUCUCACUGAUACAUUUGCUGGAAUCUCUAUAGAUAAUGUGUGUGCUUUCCUGAAGAUGACCGAAAUUCACGUUUUCUUGGAUGAUCGAGUCUAUUUAAAAUGCAUGUAUUUAUCAUUGCUAAUGUUUCUCACUAUGCAUCGUAAUAAAUGUCAGGAAAGUGGUUUGUUUUUCCAUCUAGUACCACUGUUACAUUCUCUGGUUGUUCCCCUUUAGUAAUGAUCUUAGGUCAUCUCACACUGAGUGGUGUCUUUUCCUUGGUUGGUUUAACAGAUUAUGUUCUCACUGUGCUUUGUACAUCACACAGGUGACAUGCUGCGUCUUCGCACGGUGCUUGAAGCCAUUCAGAGGAAUAUCCACUCGUCCUCCCUUAUCUUUAAGCUGGCACAGGAUGCCUUUAAAAUUGCCACUCCAGCAGACAACAGCCCUGACACCACUCUGCUCAAUGUCGCACUGGAACUUGGCCUGCAGGUGAGAUCACACACACAGGGUCUGUUAGUAAAUCUGCUGCUUUGGGAGUGUUCUUAUCCUAUUCUUCUCAAGAAUUGUGGGAAUGCGUGUCUGGGUGUCACUGAGAAGAGCUGUCGGUUACAAUGUGCAGUAUGACUUUGCUUGCGGAGUGUGACUUCACCCACUCAGCCGUACAGAAUUUAAUGGAACACUCCAAGUGUCCUGGCUUUAUUCUGUAGCUGGCUGUAAUGGUUGUGGUGUGUGGAGUGUUCCUUUAAAACCACCUGGAAACAAGCUGAAAUAACAGACCAAUCAUAUAAAAUUUACAUGCAUACAAAGGCUGCUUGUUCAUGAAAAUACCACCCCUGUUAGGCACUCACCUAUCACCGGGCACAUGCCUCACAGUACAGGGAGUGUACAGGAAGUCAGUCUGUGUCAAUCACAUCACUGGUUUUCAGCUAAAAAAAUAAUUAUGUAAUAGUUUUUUUGCAUUUCCUCUUGAAAUCCACAUCCUGUGACCUCAAUACCUGUUGAAGCUACAGCAGGAAGUAAAAAGGAAAUUGCUAUUUUCUUCAAUGGAGCAAGCAGCAUGGCUGUGAGUUGUCUAAUAUACCAUGUUUUUCCUCUCUCCAGGUUAUGCGAAUGACUCUGAGCCCCCUGAAUUGGAGACGAAGAGAGAUGGUCAGAUGGCUCGUCACCUGUGCUACUGAAGUUGGUAUGUUAUCAUAUUUUCACAAAUAGCUUGCUGGGCCUAAUUGACGUUUCUAUAGAAAGUAGAAAUAAAUAGUAAGAAGAGCUCCAGAAGUGAUAUCGUUCGUUAUCACUAGUUGCUGAGACCAAUGUGGUGAGAGACAGACAUCCAGCUAGGCAUUCGUUAGUCGUGGCUUGUUCAGGUCUCUGCUUUGAGGUUUGAGGCAGCAUUUAUCAGGGGUUUGUGGGGAUCAGGCUGUGGACACUGAUUUAUUAACGCCAGGUGCACUAAAGUAGGACCAGCAAAUCCAAGACACCCAUAAUAGAAAGUAAGAAAAAUCCUCCGGCACUCAUUCAAAAAAAGAUGCAGCAACGUUUCGACCUACUAAGAGGUCUUUGUCAAGCUUGACAAAGACCUCUUAGUAGGUCAAAAUGUUGCUGCAUCUGUUUUUUGAUCCUAUAAAUCUGCCUUUGGAUUUAAUUUCGUGAGUGUAUGGAGAUUUUUCUUACUCCUAUUAUACUGCUUUAUCAAAUGUCAGCCAAUGUCUUCUAAUCAGGAAAAAUGUUUUAUCUCUUUCUCAGUGCAGUUUUAUCAUGGGUUAUGGAGAUAAUUCAAAACUUUCAUUUUAUAUCUGAAUCACCCAAAACAUUUUUAUUUAUUUCAGUAAUCAUUCCUAACCCUUAGCAGUGAUAUUGGGGUUUAGAAGAAUUGGCAUGAAUGUUUACUUUGUUUUAAUGAUGUCUUUUUAUCUCUAGGUGUACGGGCCUUGGUUAGUAUUCUACAAAGCUGGUAUACACUUUUCACCCCUACGGAGGCCACCAGCAUUGUGGCGGCAGCAGCCACGUCCCACAGCACUGUUCUAAGACUCAACCUGGACUAUGCCCAGAGAGAGGAACUGGCCAGCUGUGCCCGGACAUUGGCCUUGCAGUGUGCCAUGAAGGACCCCCAAAACUGCGCUCUCUCUGCCUUGACCCUGUGUGAAAAAGACCACACUGCAUUUGAAACUGCAUAUCAAAUUGCAGUAGAUGCAGCCUCAGGUGGCAUGACUUAUGCUCAGUUAUUUACCAUUGCCCGCUACAUGGAACACCGUGGCUACCCUCUGCGGGCUUUCAAACUCUGCUCACUGGCCAUGAACCACCUUAACCUGGCUUACAACCAGGACACACACCCAGCCAUUAAUGAUGUACUGUGGGCCUGCUCGCUGAGCCACUCUUUGGGAAAAAAUGAACUGGCAGCACUGGUACCACUAGUGGUAAAAAGUGUUCACUGUGCCACUGUACUAUCAGAUAUCCUUCGACGAUGUACUUUGACUGCACCAGGUCUAGCUGGCAUCCCAGGUCGGCGGAAUUCCGGCAAAUUGAUGUCAACAGAUAAGCCGCCCCUUCGUCAGCUGCUUGAUGCUGCCGUCGGUGCCUACAUUAACACCACUCACUCGCGGCUAACGCACAUUAGCCCUCGACACUACGGAGAAUUCAUUGAGUUUCUCAGUAAGGCCAGGGAGACCUUUCUGCUUGGACAGGAUGGCCUACUUCAGUUUGCCCAGUUCAUAGACAGUUUGAAACAGAUCUAUAAAGGCAAAAAGAAGCUGAUGAUGUUGGUGAGAGAACGCUUUGGGUGAGGCCACUCUCUCCAAUUCUUUUCCACUUCUCCGUUUCCAAACCACAUCUGUGAAGAGCUCCUGUCUGUGUACAUGUGUACAUAGGGCCUAAUAUUCAGGGCCUGAGCCAGGACUGUUAGGAAAAUAAAACAAUCCUCUUAAGUUGCAUGAGACCCACCAAGCAGUUCAUGCCUUCCCAGGGCAUUGCUUCCUCAGAAUGCAUGGAUUCAGCUCUAGUCCUUUCAGUGCUUGUGACAACUAGCAACUUCUGUCCAUAAUAUGAUUUAGAGUGUUCAUACAUGGCAAACUAUUGCUAGAGCUGUGAGGGGAGAUUUCUGGGUUUGAUUUAAGGUUGGUUGUGAAUAGUUCAUGAUCUGUGGAUUUAAUCUCCUUAAGUGUCUUAGUAGCAGGACACACUCUGCUUGGCAGGGAUGAGCUAUAGUUAAUUUGUAGCUGGUGCAUAUAAACUGUAUGUAUUGCCAAGGCAUGAAUAGGCAUAACUGAUGGGGGGAUAGAAUGUCAGAGGCUUUGGAUGUCUAAAUAGCUGGCCAGCAAUGGAUGAAAGCAAUGUAUUAAUUGGGCUCUUCCACUUGAAUAUAGUUCUAUUAUUACUCCAAAACAUUUCAGUUCUGUGUGCUGCUUGUGUCUUGGGCUCCACAAUGUUACAUUUUCAAAGUUAAAGGGAUUGUCUUGGUCAAAAAGGUCCCCAUAUUGUUCUGCAUUAUAUAGAUAAUGCAUUAAAAAUAAUGAAAAAUAGUAAACCAAAAAAUUAUACAUUCUGCUAAACACUUAUCCCAUAGACAUGGGCUCAGCACAGGCCUACAUGAAACCAUUAGGUUUGUUAUUUUCAAAUUUACAGUGCAGUGCCCAGAGUGUCGCUUUAAUAAUAAAAACCCACCCAGUAUAACUUUUUAACCUAACCUACACAGCGCACCUAAUGUGUGUGGGAGCCUGGAGUGUCCCUUUAAUAAUAUAAUCUCACCCAGUAUAACUGUAACCUAACCUACACAGUAUAUCUGUGUGUGGGAGCCUGGAGUGUCCCUUUAUAAUAUAAUCUCACCCAGUAUAACCUAACCUACACAGUGCAUCUAACGUAUGUGGGAGCCUGGAGUGUCCCUUUAAUAAUAUAAACCCACUCAGUAUAACUAACUGUAACCUAACCUACACAGUGCACCUAAUGUGUGUGGGAGCCUGGAGUGUCCUUUUAUAUAACCUAACCUACACAGUGCACCAACAAUCUGACCAAUAUAUACGGUUGAAAGCCUGAAUUGCCAGCUGUGAUGCCUUUUAAAAAAAAUUUAGACUGUUUACCUUUAAGAUAUGAUAUUUUGAAAUCUGAAUCCAUAUAUUGUUGGCAGUAUUGAGUAUUCGCUACAGAGGAAACACUAAAAAUUGAGCCGAUCACACUGUAAGUCAGUGUGUAGCUGGCUUGUUCGAUUAAUAAUUUGUCCACUUUGCAGCAUGUCUGGUAAUGAAGGAUAAAUAUUUUUUAAACUUAGCUGGUUCAAAGAGUCAUAAACCAACAUGCCAAAUUCUGCUGGAAACAUACUCUGCUGUGACGGCUAUUCUUUGAUUUUUCAUGUUUUCCAACACAGAUCUAAGAACCACUUACACAGUCUGUGCCUGAUCCCUUACUUUGACCGCAGGAUCACAAAACUCUUGAAAUGUAACUUUGACCCAGUUUAAUAACAAUGGUAAAAAUUGUGUUUAUUUAAUAGCCACUCUCUUAGGCGGUGAGGGAGAAAGAAGCAAUGCAUGAUGGGGGUUCUCCUAAACACAUGUCCAUUGUCUCUUUGCAAAUGGGGAUUUUUCUCAAGUUCAACUGUGUGGUACAAUAUACUUUGAAAAUAUGCAUAAUCUCCUAUAUAUCUGGGCCCGUGAUGGUCCUUCCAUAUCUGAGAACUGAAAAUGGACCAAUUGGAAUGGAGCUUAGCCUCAGCCCAUUUAAUGUGAGUGUGCUGCAGAGGUUCCCUGGGAUAAACCAGACAUUGAAGUUACUGGUAGCUAUGGUUAAUGGACUUUAAUGAAUGAAACAUGACUGUGUACAAUGAUUGCUUUCUGUAGAAAUACUUAUAUUUAUCCUGAAUUGUGCUAUAAUACAAACGCAAGACCACAAAAUGCAAAAACACUACACGUUUCCAUUUAUCCUAGAAUGGGAGUCUAGCUGUAAACACCUGGGGUGGCUUACCCUGUACUUAUUUAAAGAUGCAUCGUUUAAUAUGUAUUGUGCUUAAUGUUCCCUGUUCACAUCCACAUUGCCUCCUAAAUCCUGCCCCCUCCUGGUCACAAUGGGAAGUGUCUCCUGAAUCCUCAUUGAAAAGACUGCAAUCCAAACUCAGGGAACACUCUACACAAGUAAAUAGUGACAAAGCAUUUAUUUACCUGUAAAUAUGAUAAUAUAUGUGGAUUAUGAAAUGUAAAAAUCUAAUUAUUUAUAAUAAUUCUGUCUUUCUUUCCUGCAGGGCAAUGGUAUACUUGAAAGCUUUUGCUAGGAUGUUGCUUUAAAUGCUUUUGCUUUUCUCAGAGAGCUUUCUCAGGUGGAAGGAGGGAAUUGGUUUGGGGAUCGGGGGGUUUGCGGUGGGGGGGUAGGAGACCCUUCAGCAUCAGGCCAUUGAGGAUCAUGUCUGUCACACCAAAAGAUAACAAGAAAUCAGUGGAAACUCCCAAUUAAUCUAGAAAACUGACUGUUUUAGAACUGGAAAUAUUGUGAAUCGUUCUCUCCCGCCUUGUAAGUGGGAGAAAACCAUUAACUGCAUCGUCCAUAUAUCUCCACAAAAUGAAUUUGGGAUAAGGAGAGAUAAGGAUGACAGUAGUGGAGACAUUUUGUUUUCCACAACAUUAAAUCCCCCGUCUGCUGGGUUAGAACAAGUCACAGCAGGCGGAGGUUUAGCAAUAAGCAAGGUGUAGCAGGGAGCUGAGGCCACUUAGUGCCCAAAAUGAACAAUGUCCUGUGAACGCUUUUCUUGCUCCUUUGCACUGUUAUUCGUUCUUAUUAUUUAUUUUAUUUGUAUCAUUCUGUUUCUCUUUCCUCAAAUUCCAUAACCUGUUACUUUCUCGCCAUGUGAUUAUGUGUGAGUUGCCCUCUCUGUUUGCUUUUAAUUUGUCAGGUGCUUGCUUAGUUGGCGGUCUUCCUUCCUGCAUCCUCCAAAGUUCUUGGGGUGCCGGGGGGAGGCUUUAGCUGGGAUUUCUUGUGAGGUGUUUUGUUGGCUUUUUUUUCUCUUGUGUGUUUUAUUAUUUUUAGAAUAUUUCAGUCUUUGUAAUUCUUUCUAAUACAUCCUAGAAUGAAAACCACAUGCUUUCCCUCAGUAUUCCUUGCCACGGACUUAUCAUGGUUUUAUUUUAUUUGUAUGCGCUUUUAUUUUGUUAUAUUUGUGCAACCUCUUAACCUUUAUCGAGUGUCAUUGGGGCAAGCAAACCUAGUGUUUUUAUUUUCCCCGUGGCAGCCCACCCCACUGACAUUCAGAGGGUUAAUGUUUGUUAAUAUUAAUAAGAAAAUGAUCCUUAUUUAUGUAUUACCAUUUUAUAUGAAUUGUGUUGAAAAUUUCAGUGCUUUUUUAUGAAUAAACUGUUGAUCACAGAAGCUAUUCUUGUUCUCUGUAAUUGUGAAUGUCAGAAAACUUAUCAAUGUAAUGAGACAUGGUAGGUAUAGCCAACCUGGGAAUCUGAGAGCCAAGGGAAACUUGUUAUAGCCAAUCUGAGAGCCAAGGGGAAACUUGUUAGAGCCAAUCUGAGCCAAGGGGAAACUUGUUAGAACCAAUCUGAGCCAAGGGGAAACUUGUUAGAACCAAUCUGAGCCAAGGGGAAACUUGUUAAAGCCAAUUUGGGAAUAUGAG
This is a messenger RNA of Pelobates cultripes (western spadefoot toad), 52160 nucleotides long. NCBI's taxonomy places the organism in Eukaryota, Metazoa, Chordata, Amphibia, Anura, Pelobatidae. The record is from the annotation of a GenBank genome assembly.